AGAGACAAAAAAAAACUCCUCCGUUUCAGCGGUCAGUUUACUUUUAGCGUCGAUCGUGCGUCGACAGGAAUCACUUAUAAGUACGUGGUUGUCAAGGAAGAAAAACCUUACUACGAGUAUCUGACAGAGUUUGAACCAAGAGUGCGGAAUGGAAUAGUAGAUCGAUUCUUGCGGAUUCCAGACAAGUAUUUAAAACCUGGUGGUAAGAAUAUCCCUAUAUUUUAACUUGCCGGAUAUGACUCGGUAAUUGUGAAAGCAGUUUGAUUAUUUUUGUAAUACCAACAUGGUGAAUGGAAAAAAUAACGAAAGCACGAAUGACAUGAAUGUGGUGAUUAUGGAUUGCAUUCUUGUUUCGAUAGCAACACUUUAUUUUAGGUGUCCUAAAACAGUUUUUAGCGACUAUACCGUUAUUUUUAAAUCGCCUAAAAAAUGAUAUUUUACUUGGCCGAUCACCAUAAAAUUUCCACUACCAACUAUCUGACUUUGGGCAAAGGAGAUUUUUUUUAAAAUAUUUUUUUUACAGCUAUUGAAAAUAUAAGGUUCUGGAUUUAUUUGAGUUUAACGUACGGAAUUUUUGCUUCUCAAGUAGGUUAUUUGCCAAACACCACACUUUAAGUUCCUGAUGUUAGAUUUUCAAUGCCAGGUCUAAUUUUACUGAUUUCAAAGUUUUUUUCUUUGUCGUUGUCAUGGUAAUAUGACUGUAUUGAUUUUUCUGAGAAAGCACAUUGUGACAAACUUUAUUCCAAGGUCAGGGUGGGUCAGCGGUCGGCAAGCAAGAGGAACGCCUUUUAAAGGUCAAAUGAACCAAAAAAUUGAAAUAUUUUCUUUUGUCGCUUUACCUUCACCAAACACUAAAAAGAAACAUCCUAAGUGAGAUUUGGGUAAAGAUCUUUCUUCCCAAGCCUUUAUAGAAAGAUAAAAGAUCAAAAUCCGAGCAUUUCCGAAGACCUCACGAAAACGUUUCUGAAAUGGCCGCGUGAUAGACUGGAGACUACGUGACGUCAAUGUUGGUCUUUUAGGGCGGAAAAACGUUCUGCGCAAGCUUCUGCGCAUCCCUUAUCGCCGAUAGGUUUAUGGCCGCACAAACCACCACGCCAAGUCGACUCGAAAAACUCUGUUUUGAAUUUCCCACUUUUUUUCACCUGACCAACAUUGACGUCACAAACUGUUUUUACCGACAAUUUUUCCGACCGCUCUACGAAGAUAAGGGCCAAAAAAUAACAAUUUUUAAUUACGAAUAUCUCGGAGAUGCUUGCUUCAAUUGAGCUGAAACUUCAUAGUAUGUUUAUUCGGUUCAUAUUAAACAUAUUUCACUACAAGUGAACUAAAAUAAAAAAUGUCGAAUUUUUGGUUCAUUUGACCUUUAUGCUGUUCGUCCCAAUUCAUGAUUUUUUCGCCUUUUUUUCUGUCAUAUUUUGUCUUCUCGUUUUUUUAAAAUAUUUUUUAUAAUGGCUGUGUACGGUACACGUGAGGAGCUUGAUACGUUAUUGCUAUCGCGGGAAAAUUGAACCAAUAGCCCACGUUCGAUAUAUUAAAAUUCUAGCAUGACUCCGAGGCUUUCUGGUCAUUUUUUCUAUGUAUUUGGUUUGGUUUACUUUGUGCUCAAGUCUCUUUUAAGAACUGCGAGACAAUGGAGUCUUGAAAAAUUUGCAAUUUUGACCCUAAAGCCUCGGAGUCAUGUUAGAAUUUUAAUGUAUUGAACGUGGGCUAUUGAGAGCUCGUUGAACUUCAAUGGCGCUGAGUUAAGGAAACUGCUGAAACGAGAGGACAAACUAGAGAAGACCGUGAAAGCUCUCAAUUGAGCUGGAACCUGAGCUCUCAAAUCUCGGCUUAAUUCAGUAACACCAAAGUAAAAGAAAACACAGUUCUGUUGGACGAUCAAGAACAAUACAUGCGUCGCGACUGUGUGGAAACAGAAGCAUAUAACCCCGAAACGUCUAAAUUCCCCUUAUCUUUUUAGAACCAUGCUCGGGUUUUUUAGUCGACGCAGCCGUCCAAUCAGAAGUACGGAAAAUUAUUUUGCCCAAAUAUGGAAUCAGAGAAUUCAAGCUUCGAGCUUGCAACGCUUAUACAUGUACGUCUACAAGCCUGUCUACAACCGAAAGAAAUCGUUUCGUGGCAUAAAAGAUAAAGUAAUUAUGCUGCUAUAAAAUGUAACCCUGGGAAAACAUAAAGAGCUACAAAGUUAUAAGCGGUAUGGCUUGAAAACAUCAACCAGCGACGAAAUAAGACAAGGAUGUUUAGUAAAGAAGUGCUAUAGCGUUUCGGAGAGCGGCUUUAGUCGUUUUACGCAAACGUCGGAGAAACUGGCUGUUUCUAGUAGGAGUCCGAUGAUCGACGUUUGCUAUCUACCUCGGCAAACCAGUUAUCUGCACCUUCUGUUCUCAUUCAGCAAAACCAGCAUGGUGACUACAAACAAAAUGGCAAGCUUCGCAGAAACGUUGUACAAGGCGCCGACGAAGUCGGAACGGAAUCUUUUUUAUGUGUGUAGAUUUUUUAAUUCAUUCAGAACAGUAAGCCAACACAUGUAUGGCAGUUUUGAUUAGACAUGUGACAUGUAAAAGUUUUUUUUUUUCUUUUUGGGGACAAAGAAAAGUCUUAAGCUGCGAAAUUUACCUUCGAGGACUUCGACCUUGUUUCUUUCACGGAGGAGCGCUUGUCCUUUUCUGAACUGCGACCAAGUCAGCAACCGUUUAUCAGAAUUUUCAGGUGAAUUUACAUUUUACACAUUAUGCUCGAGGAAAGUACAAUGAUGAAAGGAAAUUUAUGUGUUUAUAAAUGUUUCAUAGACGUUUUAUAUAUUUGUGAUAGAGUUUUCAAGAAAAUUGGGAAAUGCGCCCGAUCUGAGACAGAUAAUUUUAGUGUUAAUUUUUGCCAUGUGCUCAGCCGAUUUUACUUGUGGAAACGGAUCCUGACGAUCCAGUCAGUGUUACGUGAAUUGCUUUUAACGGUAAACUUAUGGGUUUUGGAAUAAAAAUUUUCAAGAAACAGUUUGUCUGUUUAUUGUUUUCUGUUUGUUCAUUCAUAACAUUAGUCUAAAACAUGAUCGUCGCAUCUAGUCUUUAAUAUUAACUUGUGUUUCAUCCUUCUUAUUCAGUGUCUUAUUAAUCGCAUCACUUCUGCGAAGAUGUCAGGGAAUUUUAUACAAUUUAUACUUUCCAGUUCAGCAACUAGUGAAUUUUUUUUUGAAAACAUGUGUUACUUGUUUAAAUAUUCUAGAUAGAUAGAUAGUAACUGAUUUUUUAAAGGUUUUUUUGCGCUAAUGGUCAGGCAAAAAUCGUCAGUUGAAGUAACAACUUUAAGAAAUCGCUUCUCUUACGGGGCAUGUCAUUGGUAGUCGACUUUUUCUUGUUAAGAGGAACUAACUCAUUCUUGGUCGAUUUGGGGAUUAAUAGUGUAUUCCGUUUUUUGUCAAAUAUUACCUCGUAAAACAGUAAAUGCUUUUCACACCGCAUUAAUUACAUCACGAUACAAAUUUUCCUUUAGAGCACUCGCACGACAAUCUCGUUUAUCAGUAAUUCCAUAUUAGGAAGUAAAUUUUUAUUGGUUCCCUAAAAAACCCGAGCAUUGAGACAAAGUUAUACGCUUCGGGGUUAUAUGCUUCUGGUGGAAAUCAAAGGUAUACCUGUCACUCAUGGUGAAGAUACAAGUCGCCCGUUGUGGUUCGAGUGGCUGACCUAUAUAGCUACUUGACGUCGACGUAGGCUUUGGUAUUAUCUCCGUUAACCACAGGCUACCUUCGAUACCUCCCUGGACAGACUCGAACGGCACUGUGCUUUCGCAGCUUCCAGUUGGAGACGGAUCACAAGCCACUAGAGCAAAUCUAUCUGCGAACUUCGAAACUUUGCGCCGGAAUUGAGAGAUUGGUCUUACUCUUAAGGCUACAAGGGUACGAUUUGGAGUAGCGUACGUCCCAGGGAAGAGAAGUACAUAGCCGUUGUCCUGUUUAAACUCCUUGGAUCAAGCGAACCACGGAGAAAUUAAAGAGGCUUCUUAUGAUGACGAGAUUAAUUGACCCUGGUAAAGAAAUGCGUGAGAACGUGGAACUGGGAUCAGUGUACACUUCCGUCGUAUGCAUAGGUCGAGAGCGAAUUAUGCGUCUAUGGCAGCUUUUGCUUUGUGGCACAAGGAUUGUGGUUCCCAGGCUUUUGCGCGUCAGGGUGGUGAAACUAGCACACGAAGGGCACAAGUGCAAAGUCGAACGAAGUAUCGGCUCCCUAGUAAAGGUUGGUGGCCGGAAAUGAACAGGGACGAUAAGAAGUUUUGUAGAGGUUUUCGUGGCGAUUCAUUUUCGAUUCUUAGAGGUUGAUACUAUGAUGUCUAAGGAAAGUGCCAAGGUCAUCGAAGCAUUUGCACCCAUGUUUACCAGUUUCGGCUUUUCAUUCUCUUAAUGUCAGAUAAUGGCCUCCAGUUCGUAUCUUAAGAGUUUGAAGCCGUUUUACGUACGAAUGGUAUUGGACCCCCGGGAACGUAUCUCGUGAAAACUCCCGACUUUAAUAUGGGCAUUACCCCGAAAGUUAAGAUACCGGAGUCGGAAGGAUUGUUCGGAGGUCGUCCCGGACUGUAAGACAGCCUGCGCGUUAUGAAGAUUUUGUUCUGAUGUCUAGCACUUCUUCUUUUUUUGUCUAGCUAAAAUCAAAAACUUUGAUUUGUUGAACAUUAGUCUUUGAAGUCGUUAAAAAUAAAAACUGCCUUCUUGCUAAAUUGAACCAAUGGAGGGAAUCUAAUGUAUAAGAUGCUAAUGCGUGCACGUAGCUUAAACGUAACCGCGGUGUACUUCAUUCUAAAAUUUCUGAAUCUAAUAAAAUGGGGAUAUAUUGUGUUAUUAAACUUUGAUCCUUAAAGUGUAACGCGUUCGUAGGUUUAUGUUAAGACAUGCACACUGUCAACUUGCUAGAGGAUUUUAAUGUUUAAAAACAUGGUAGCUUGUCCAGUCGCUGUUGUUAUCUCUCUUCUUCAAUACUCAUGAUCAGAGAAUCCUGCCUUUUUUCAUUAUUCCGUAAGCGGAAACGUUUCCCUUUUUCUUUUCAAAGUCCUUAAUCGCUCUUUCUGUCUUCCGCCUCUUGCACUUAACUUGAAAGGUCGCUGUUUUCUGCACUCUUUGUUGCCAAGGAUGAAAUAGGCCCUUUUAUUCUCCACAUUCGAGCGACUCCCCGUACGGGACACGGUUAAUCGUACACGUAGCAGCCAUACUGCUCACUAGAAGACAGUUUUUUUUGACUUCCGCAAUAACAAACUCUAAACUAUUGAUCCCUAAAGGCUCUCAAUUCCCAACUUUACAAGGGUUUUACUUUUAGUAUUUAACGAUAUUAUUUUUGGCAACUUAUUUUUAUCACUUUUUGUCGUCACCAAUUUGUAUUUUUAAUCUUUGAUGGCAUGGACCGGUGCUCAUUCUCUCUUGACGGCAAAAACUACUUCGCCGGUCGAUUAUGUAUGAAAGGGUAAAAGCUACAAUGGCGCCUUUCAUAAGUGACAAAUUGCAAAAUGAUGUAUUUUGCUCAUGGCUGGAAGAAUUCUUUUGUCAUUAUUUUCGUCAUCUUGCAGCAAAAUGGGACCAGUGGGAUGGUGUUGCCUACAUCUACGGUGAAAGAGGCUGGUUUGGACGUGUGUAUGAUUACCUUCGCAGUAAAGAAACCGUGGAAAAUCGGACAUUGGCACUUAAAACGUAUUUGCCAAAGUGGAAGGGAUUUCUUGUUAAUGAACCUGCAGAGAAGAUGACCGCUACUGAAGCGAUAGUGAAGUUAGAUAGAGUUGUUAGCUGCCUGUUUGCGAACAUUUGGGUUAAAGAUAAUCAUUGCAGUGUUCCAGAAAAGAAGAAACCACCAGAAUUCAAUGUUAAAGCAGUAAGUCCUUCCUGAUUUCAAUUUCUACAUUUCUUUACACUCUUUUCUUUUGGUAAGAACUUAUUUUAUAAGAAUAUUGAGGCUGAAAUUUGGGAAAAUUUAAGCAUAUUUCAAGAAUAAAUUCCUCUCUAAAAAUUCAGUUCAAACUUCAGUUCAGUGAUUAACUCCGCACAAUAGGAUAAAAGCACCAAAAGUUUAUGCAGCGUACUUCUAAGAAAAUGCUGCCAAGGGCUGAAAUUCGAUUUGGAUGUAAACAUUUUGUGCCGUCAUUGUCCCGUGAUCUUUUUUCCAAUCGUCCCCCAAAAUAUUGUCUGAUAAAGUUCAGUUUAUGUAUAAUACAUUUGUCAUAAUGGCGUUACAAAAGAUCAAUUUGUUUAGCUGUAAGAGAUUCUAAGAUGGAAGAUGUGCCUACAAAAAUAUUGGGUUGAGCCACCUGAACGGUAUAAAACUAUUCCUUUCUCUAAACGGCAACAAAACGAAAAAACCCGCACUAACUUAAAUUGAAAAAACCUGCUCUUACUGCAUUAACUUUAAUUGAUACGCACCAAUGCAUUCUAAAACGGAAAUGUCAUAAGGAAAAUAUAAGAAUAUUUCCAGCUUUACAUCGGUAGAAAAAUACGAAUGAGCCUGGACCAUUCUUAUAUAAAAAUGAGUUUACCGAAAGAAAAAAAUAUACAAUGUAGUCAAGUUGUAUUAAACUCGUGUAUUGAAAAUAUUGAUUUUAGUUUAAUCAUUUCUUGGUUUUCGUUUAUUUUUUUAGGUUUUGGUUGAGAUUCUGCAACCAAAAGUGAUGAAAAACAGUUCUUUGCUUGGCAAUAGCAGAACGGAUUUGAAUACUCGUGCUUCAGCUCUUGUUUCCUCCCUUGCCAUUGUAUUGCUUCUGAAACAAUAUGAGAUACCUUUAGAGCGAGAUUACAAGCUUCUGCUUUUGAGAUGUUUGGCCCUUGAAGCUGAUCCCUCCUUUAAAAGGUGCACUGUGUAUGAAGCUGUGUUGGAAGAGUUUAGUGACAGCCUCAGAAAGUAAGUAUACCCGCGCACUCUACUUUUUAUUAAUGCCUUGCAAAUCCAUAUCUUUACAACGGCCUAAAAAUAUACAAGGAAAUUACUUUCCUGCCAAUUUACGAAAACUGCACCUCUGCCAUAGCUAGUCUUCGGAAGCUCUUUAUCACCUCACCUAGUUUUAGUAGGUUGUACAUUGGAAUCUGAUCAGUCCGGACAUCAAAGGCAAAGGAACGUGCCCUCUGUAACACACCAUUAUCAGCAAAGCAGGAUCCACUAAUAAGUCACGAAAGCGUUCGAGAAAAGCGUGUUUUGUGAACACAAAGACUUGACUUAUCAACUAUAAGUAAUCUUAGAUUAGGAAGUGCGUUCAAGUUUUCGUAGUUUUGCUGUUGCACACUACAUCUUUCUGCGAAAUUUCUGCGAAGCAAAUGUCAAGGGAAAAAAGUAAGCAAAAAUCGAACCCAGAGGGUAGUGUCAUCAGUCCAUCGCCUAUACCACUAGGCCACUGAGAAUUUGCUGCUGGGUAUAGGUUUGAUUUGGAGCUAUUUAUAUCAACAACCCUAACCCUAAAUAGAAGCUAACCAUUUUAAGUCAGUGCUCAACCCUAAUCAGUGUGAUUAUUGCUUGACCCCAAUCACUGUUUUCAGUACUUAACCCUAAUCAAUCACUAAUGUCAGUGCACGAAACCAAAGCGAUAAAUAAUACCACGCUGUGUAAAUUCAUGAGGCGGUGCCCAAGGGGGGUUUGGGCCGUUGGGAUCUAAUGCUAGCCCAAAUAUGUCACCAACCACAGGAAUGUGAAGCGACCUUUAACGUGCCUGGUAACCGCGCAAUGCCAAACGCUAUAAUAUCCCACAUAGUCAAACCAAAUCCCCAUUUAAACCAGCCAAACCUAAAAAGGGUACAGCGGUGAGCUCCAAUUCCUGUGUCGGGAACCACACGAGUGCAAAAUGCAGCCAAAUGUUAUUUACACAAUAUGCAGUUGACGUGAGAGAGAAUAAGAGGUAACAUCUCACCAAGUGGUGUGAAUGGGGCUGGUAAGACACAAACAAAACUUGAAAACUUUACACAUGCAUCGCACCUUUUCAGUCAUCCUUUUUUGUAUAUUUCUUUGCCGUGGAGGUUCGCCGCAAAACUUCAGCAUCAGAAGAGCUCGCCCACCUUACAAAGUAAGCAAACAAUAAUCGUGUUAAAGAGUGAAAACUCCGAGUUUACUUUCUAAGCGACGUUUUCACCGUCGUCACUGUCGUGGACUCUAAAUUUUCUACUAAAUUUGAUGCAUGACGCCUGGCGGUUAAAAAAAGAAUACUUCCAGUUACCAUUCUAGAUGCUCCCCUAAUCCUUGCUUUACGUCCUCAACGGUUUAAAUGUGGUUUUUUGCCACUCGUGUACUUUCAGACGUGCUGUUGAGGGAAUCCAGGACCUUUGCAAUGAGAUCAUGGCAACUUCAUGGAGAGACGAUGGCGAGUGGUUAUUUGCUAUACCUUUGUUGCAUUUUUUGCGAGGAGAUUCGAGACCUUUUGAAGAACCAAAUUUUGAAGGAUCAAAGAACCACCCUGAGUCGAUUGGAGCACAGAAUCUAAGGAUAAGAGAGUUUCAAAGAACCGAGAAACGGUAAGAAAGUAGCAGACAACAUUUCGCAAAGGGAAACCAUCGGUGGCGUCACGAAAUGACGUCUGUUUUUUCUCAGGCUAUAAGAAAGUUUAAAAUAUUAGCCCUGCGUGUAGACAUAUCCUAUUUCCUUUGUUUCCUAUUUCGCAUGCACCAAAGGAAGUAGGAGACGUCUGCGUGUAGGCUAGUACCGUGGGAUAAUGUAUGACAUGUAAGAGAUGUAACAUAAUAUUGGAAGGUCAUGCCACGAACGCAAAUUUACUUUUCUCGGCUUAUUGUAGGGAAUAAGGAAACGGUACAGAAAGAAACGGAACUAAAAUCUGUAGUUUGCAAAAUGAAGGGUGCAUCUACAUGUAUUGAUUUCUGCACACAAAAUUUUGAACCAUAAAAACACUUGGACGCUUGGACGAAAUUCCAGAAUACUCGGCAUAACCUGUGACCAGACCCAGUUUUAGCAACAUUCUUUUAUUGUGUUUCACUUUUUGUUUCGCUUCUUCCUCAGAAGUGCCCCCCCACCCCCUCAGGAAACGAAAAUAAGCCUGGUUGCACUGGUUAGAAUAUUCUUUUCUGUUGACAAGUUCAUUUUGGUUCCGAAAGCAGCGGGACGUUUUUAAUGCCACGAAUGAGAAAUAUAAAAAAGGAGCCGAUAACUACCGCAUUUCAUUCCGAAUAAUUACGAUUACAAUACAGACUAUUAUUUCGGAAACCACAUUUCGUUUCGUUUGUUUCGUUUGGGAGACUACAAUCGCAGAUACCUGAGGAGUGUUUUGUUUUUAAGCAAUAAAUACUUUACAGCAGCGGAAACAAUGAAUCCACAAUUUUCUCACAGUUUUCUUUGAUUAGUUUUGUAUUCAUUGUCUUCUAUUAAACGUAAUUCGAUGUUGUUUAUUGUUUGUAACGUAGCCAUUUGUUAGAUGCAUUACCCCUGCUGGUUUCGGCCUUUGAAGUUGACCGCCUGUUUAAGAGAACGUUUGUCAACGCAAUUCCUGCUUGGGAGCUACAUAAGUUUGUGGCUUCUAAAAUGUUCCACGUUUACGAUAUCUGUUUUGCUUUGGUAACUUUCUGUUCCCGUGAAGCUGUUCCAACAGCCAAGGUAAGAGACUUUUUUGAUUUGAUUUGUCUAGAUCCAAUCCAUUUGUCGCUCAUAAUGCACCUGUCAAUGUUAUGUCGGCGGGGGGGGGGGGGGGGGGGGGAGGGGCAGGGGGUGGGGAUCUUUUUUUUUUUUUGGGCCGGGGGGGGGGCUCUUGACCGUGCUUUUUCUUCCCGCGGGGGGGUAUAUUCUAACCUUUCUUCCCCCCCUGCGGGAAAGUUCUAAGUACCCCCGAAACAAAAAAGUCGCGUCCCAAACAUGUUUUCCCCCAGUCGGGGAUAGCGGGGGGGGGGGGUGGGGGGGGGGGGGGGGGGGGGGGGGGGGGGGGGGGGGGGGGGGGGGGGAGGCGGGGCGGGGGGUGGGGAUUUGAUUGUCUUUGUUGGUCCUGGGGUAGGGCAUUUGACUGAUCUUGUUCUCCCAGGGGAGGGGAUAUUUGAAUCUUUCUUCGCCCGACUUGGAGAUAUUUGACUGCCAACUCGGACAAAAAGACUGAGACCGAACAUAUGUUUCCCACUUCCACGCUUCACGCAUGCGCUGUACGGUCUGGAAAGAUCUGGAAAUCGUGGAGGCCAAGAGAACAAGCGAAAGGUUGGUGGAUUUCGCUGUUUUGUCUUCAAACUUCGUUUGUUUUAGCGUGUCUUUUUUAUCAAUUGAACUGUACUUUAAUUGAACUGUACUUUACUUUGAUACUGUGGUAUCAAAAUAAAUGGAAGUAAGGAGCAGCCAAGUCGAUUUUUGCAAGUACAAUUGACCAGUGUAUGGCUCAUUCGCUACAAUCACUGUAAGCUUAUAAAACUGACUUUCUUUGUACCCUUUACUAACUUUCUCCUAAAGGUUUCUGUAUUCUACGCAGCGUAAUGCUGAUUAUGGUUAAAACGUAUAAUUGCAGCUGUAACAGGAACAUGUAUCUUUGGUGAUGCAGCAACGUAAAAUAAAUAAAGAUUGCAGAGUUUUAUUUGGAGAUAUCUUUAUUGUGUCUUUCUUGGGUCCAGCCUUGGGAUAUGUGACAGUAAUGUGCAGCCCGGGGUGGGGCAAUUUGGUUGCAUUUGAUUGGAAUGAUUUGCCCGUGGGCAGGGAAUUUGACUGCAAAUUUUUGAAAAAUGUCAAAUCCCCACCCCAUGCCCUGCCUCCCCCCUGCCGGCUUUACAUUGAUAGGUGCACAAACAUAACAUAAUAUGAGUGGUCUUCGAUCGUUUCUCACAAAUGUGCUGAUUGGGGAUUGUUUCAUUUUAAUUAGUGGGCCGAUGUAGCAAAGUGCAUUGAAUUACUGAUCAAACAGAUGAAAGUGGACCAAGAAAAAUCCGAGUAAGUUUUAAGAAUUUUAUCUUGUUUCCCAAGUAAGGUAUUAAUAGUGUCAAGCCGUUAAAUGAUAAAAGUAACAGUCGUUUUCUCUCCAUCUUACAUAAGGCCAGUGAGAAAACUUCCUCAACUUUGAUAAUUGGUGGCCAUUUUCGUGAAUUAACUCGCUCCUUUUAUCUCCAUGUAGCCAAGGGUGACAAUUCAGACCUUCUAUUUCUUUAAGUCUGGGUUCUCAUAUGCCGCCAAUUUACAUGCCUUUAGUGUUAUCUGCGAUACCACCACCUAACUAUGAGCGAGGUUUAUGAAACACCAAUCACUAACAACCACGGUGGUACAAAUAGUUCGACUCAGUAAAUCGACACUGUCGCCUUCUGAAGACCUGCAGUGUGCGGUCGAAACGUCGCGAUCAAUAUCAAAGUGACAAUCGUGAGACAAACGAUAAUACUAAACCCUCUAUUCACAUUAUCCACGAUGAUAAAUAUCUUUCAUGAUAUCUGCUCUCUCUUCCGCAGAGGCUCCCGCUGGGUAACCCAAUAAAAAUAGCAAUACAUCGAAAAAUAGAAUGCGCCCUUCCCAUCGUGCCCCACGCGAUUUCCUUUUCUUUCUCUCAACCUCCCUGCGACGCAAAGAGACCUCUGAGGAGGAGAGAGUGACAUCUGCGAUACCGUUCCAACAUAAUUAUGACAGCGUGUGCCACCGAAACAAGUAUGGUCAUAUCACGGCUGUGAACUUCAACAACUUUAUUUGAUAAUUCACAUACUUCAUCCAAUAUGGGGAAAAUAUAAGAAAGAUGGUUUGAAUUUUACAGCAAAGUGCGCGGACCGAAAAAAGUCCCGUCGGCAGUUGAGAAGUCUAGAUUAUUUUGUUGCUUGCUUCCUAUUUCCUUUAUCAUGUUUCUACUGCAGAAAAAAUAUAUACCGUAAAUACUUCAGUACUUUUGAAUGGGAGCAUAUAUCCAGGGGAUAUAUAUAAAUUCAGAUGGCCUAUAACGGGGAGGGGUACCUGAAUAGUUAUCAGGUAAGCGCGAGAAUCAAGCAACCUCACGUUCUGGCGUAAUUUUUAUUUUAUUUGUAUUUUUAUUUCUUUAUUUGUCACGCAGUAGAAAAAAUUUAGCACAAAAUCUAUAUAAGAUGAGUAGAAAGAGAGAAGUGGCGAGGUUACCUCAGAAAAACUGUAGAAACUUCAUUUUAGAUUAGGCCAGCUACAGUUGUUUACAUUGAGUCAAGCAGAGGAUGACGUUAAUUCAGAGGUGGAAAAGAUUUAAGAUCGAUAUUCACUCUACUUAGCAAUUUAAUCCUGAGUAUUUCCCCAAAGGACGAAAGGGACCGAGAGUUGAUGAUGUCAUUGAAAUGUGGGUUCAAAAACGCCAUUUUCAACCUUGCGUGCUUUCGAUUGAUGUUAUUCCGGAAUAAAAAUACCCAGAAAUUUGAAGAAAAUCUCUCCAACCGCCAUUUUUGUGAUUGUUUAAUGCUACUUUCAUUUAAAUGGCUAAUUCAGUUCCAAGUGUUCCCAUUUCCCCGGGCAAUAAGGUGCUCUUCUUUCUAAAAUCUUCUGCAGAGGUCGAACGUACGCUUUCGCUGGCCACUGGUCUGCAUGGGCGGUAAUAUUUCAGAAAAACUUGCAGUUGUUGAGUUUUGCUUGAGUAAUAGUUGUUGGUUUUCCUGGUAGUGCAGGCUAGUGAUAUAUCCGGUGGAUAGCGCUAUCCAACAUUUAAACAAUAGGGUCCAGAGUUUUAAACUUUUCCACGCAAUACACAACGAAACAAGUGAUUUUGAGAGUUAAUGUCUUAUUGUUAUUUCGUAAUACGCUCAAACGAACGGACUCUAAUAUCUAAAUUGGUUUACAAAUGCAUCUUUAUAUCUGUCUCUCUAUUUCCCAGGACAGGAGUAGAUGUACACUUAGCAUAGAAAUCAUUAAAGUACUGCAGCCCAUGAAAUACACACCUGCUAUAGGUGUCUUGUUUGUGUAUAUCUUUGGCGUGACUUCGACGUGAAAUUCACUUAUGCGACCCUUUACAGUAGACGUAAACACACGGCGAUGAAUUUAAAUUAGGAUCGGUCCCCAAGAGUUCAGUCCAUGGAAAUUCACGAAGUUUUUUUAAUUGUGACGUCGUUUCAUUUCUGUCGCUGCCGUGAUUGCUUACGCUUCGUUGCUUUGACUAACGCUCGUUGUAUAUAUUCUUUCAUAGGAACAUUGCCAAAAAAUGGGCUUUUACUACGUCAAUUUGUUUGAAAUUGCUGGAGAUCUGCCUUAAGAAGCUGACCUGUCGGGGUGACCUGGAAGUCAUUUGCAUGUUGAUAAGACUUGUACUCACAAGUAUCCAAGUGCAACGGCAGCAAAUGGCAAGCAGUGACGGUGACCAGGAGGACCAAGCAAAAGAGGGAGACGUUAUUAAAAAGCUAUUGGUUAUUCUAAGAAGACGUCUGAUUUCUGAUCUCUCUUUUUUUAUGCAUUCUUGUUACAAAGACGAAGUUUUUCUAGGAGAACUUCAGGUAUGAUAACGAACUAUGGUAAUUAGUGUAGAAAGAAAAUCAAUAAAUAAAAAAUUUAAAAAUUAUUUGAAUAGGAAAAUAGUGAACAAACUCGCGCAAAAACGAAAAAUAUUUUUCUUAUUAUUAUUAUACUAUUUACUAUUUUUUAUUGUUUUCCUGUUCUUCUUCUUCUUCUUCUUCUUUGAUAUUUACUAUUUGCAGCUAUUAAUCGUUCAUCAAAAAAGGAUAGAUGUAUUUUGAAUAAACAAGCACAAUGCAAACUUUGAGCUCAGAAAAAUAAAACUUUGUAAGAUAGCGAGUUAACUGCCUGUCAUGUUCGUUGAAAGAAGUUUCACCUGCAAUAUUGUUAUUUCAGAUAUGGAGCGAGUUACUAUGGGUUGCAGACGAGUGUCAAGGAUUUGACAGCUAUCGGGAGUUCUUGACUGAGGAACUGGCUUGCCGAGCGAGAAAGGUACCCUUUCGGAUACAAAGCAGGAGUAACUACGUGUAUUUAUACUUGUUCAAGACUAAUUGCAGAGCUCUCGUUAGCCUGCGCCACGGACGAAACUAUACCUGGUUAAGUCCGUCUGCAAAACAGCGCCGAAAUCCACCACCUCUGUACCAGGAUUUGAGAAUGCACCAUUUUGGGCCUCUUUGCCAUUGUCGACUUGCCAAUCAGGAUGAAAGGAAAUUCGAAACUCACUUUCCGUUGUUAGUCCGUUGGGGCCCAGAACGAGGAUUUCGCCGCUGCUUUACAGACGUUACCAGUGGCGGAUCAAGGGGUGGGGCCCGCUCCCCCGUUAUUUUUAGACCAAACUGAGGCCCGAAGGGCCGAAAAAAUUUUUUUAAAGGAGACCGCCUCGGUCUGGAUGACCGCCCCCCCUACAGAAGUUAAAUUAUGUCUGCGACGCAGGCUAUAGGUUAUAGACCGUUCAGAAUUGUACAGGCACCGCAGCUUGCCGUCUAUCAGAUAGUUGUCAGCAAUGGACCAUGAUAUCGUGUCUAGGUUUUUACUUUCUAGUAACACGACAGCGGUUAUUUCCGUAUCCAGGUAGCGCUUAAAAUUGCGUCAUCCGUAGUUUGCAAUUUUUUUUGCACCACUUUGCUUCAGCGACGAUAACUGUUCAUUUAAAGCCUUUGCCCCAUAUUUAACUGUCACUUUCGUUACUUUAAAGUAGCGUAUUCAAUCAGUCGACUUUUUCCACAUGUGGACAUUACUUAUAAAAAAUGUUUAUUCUACGAAAACACAACGAAAAUAGAUUAUGAACUCAGGUUACACGAAAGCUGAUUUAAGGAAAAACAAGCCAACGAUUCCCUAGCAGCUCAUCUUUAUUUAUUUCUUCUAAAACAUAAUAUUCUAUAAUUAGUAUGUGUAAUCAAAUGGUGACGAGUGAAAUUAGGGAAUAAUUUCACGUGCGUUUGAAGGCUCGGGAAAUUAUUAGGAUUUGGACAAAACGCGCGUGAAAUUAUUCCCUAAUUUCACAAGUAUACCAUAUGAUUACCUAUUAAUAUCAUGGGUGACGAAUUACGUUAGCAAUCUUGGAUUUUUGACAUGUUUAUCCUGGUUCGUAUCGAUCGAGAACUUCUCUCUCUCAAAUGUUUAGACCUUAAACAUGGCUUAUAAAGUUCAGAAUUUUAAAGACUUUUUCGGCAAAAUACCUGUUAGAAUCCUUCUUGAUGUUCUCUUGUGUGUUCAGGUUUUCUAAAGCGUCUUUUUGUGCCCUGACAUCUUCAUUCACGGCACUUUGAAGCUUCGUCGCCAUCUUGACACUGAGACGUACGGAAAGGUUGCCAUGGCAAUUUUGAAAUUUCACAUGUGAAAUUACAAAUUAACGCUGAAAUUUCGCGCCAAAAUUAAGGAGUAAUUCGUCACCUAUGAUAUUAUAAUUAUUAUACUUUGUACUCACUAUCUGUCUUCUCAUUGGCUAAGAGUCUAAGAGUCAAUCCAAGUAACAGCCAAUUUUGGAAAUUAGCGCAACCUACAGUUUAGUUAGUUAUCUGCUAGCAGAUAACUAGGAAAUCUGUAGGUUGCUCCCGCCACGCAUGAUUUGCAAUACCAAUAUCAAUUUAGAUUCCUUGCGACUUCGGUGUGUUUGUCGUUAUUUUCCUCAAAACAAUUUGUAACAAAACAAUUAUUAGAUUCGGUUUUUGUGAUAUCCUAAAUAAUCAAGAUCACGUAAGUGUUAUCAGCCUCGGCCUUCGGCUCGGCUGAUAACACUUACCUCGACCUUGAUUAUUCCGCAUAUCACAAACACCUCAUCCAAUAAUUGCGUAUUAUUGCCGUUUUGAAUAAUUACAUUACUAAAUUUUUUUCUGUAUUUUUUACGAACCUUAUAUAUGUAAUGAGGCGGUAUUGUAAAGAAGUUUGGUGUUACCAGUUACGUCGCACACACCAAAAAUUAGCAUUUUACUUACUUGCCUAUUCUUAGUAAUUAUGAGUUAAUGGUGUCGGUAACGUCCCGUUUCAGGUGGAAGAGAAAUUCCUUGUUGAGAUAUUUUGCGAAGUGCAAAUGGAUGGUUUAAAUAAAGCUGUUGGAGAAACGUUCACUAAACUUGCUUUUGAAGCAGUUGAAAAGAUCAUUAACGUAAGUGUUUUGAAGGAAAAAGAAUAAAAUGGGCUAAGUAAGUGUCAUCAAAUGCUCAACUGCUUUAAAGGCAGUUGUAGAUGAAUGUAAGUUUUCGAGGUAUAUCAGUAAUUACUAGUAACCUUAAUGAGGUUGAUAUCAUAGAAGGAAAAGGAAAAGAACCAUUGUUAAGGUAUAACGGUUACUAGUGGGAACCUCGGCAAGGGAAAUAUAGCGACAAAUCAGAUGAUUCUAAGCGUAUACUCAAAUAAAGAGGCCUCAAAAACGAUAUUUUAACUUUCUUGCUGGUUGUCCUGUGAUUGGUAUACUCAUGAUGUGAUAGCAGUAAGUUUCUUCUUGUUUGACCGCCAUCGUGUUGGAGUAAACUGGUUUUGUUGUAACGCAUCUGUUGUGUUAGAAGGCUUUAUUGUCUUUAUUACAGAUACGUACUCUUAUUAUUCAACUUCUCUCAUUAGACUACAAAUAACACUGAAAACGAAAACAAAAACCUCAUGGUAUUUGUACUCCAGAAGACCGCUUUGGCCGGGAACACUUACCAUUUGCAAGGAUAUUUGGUUAAAAAAAUUCUGGCAAAUAGUACUGGACUUGAAAACGUUUCCGAAAAAAGGAAUGGGUUAGAGAUGUACCAUUUGUAAAAGACCAUAAUCCUCCUGGGAAAGGACCGCCAUUGUCACCUUCCGCCUCAAGAAGAAGCCAGGCACUGGUUAACCAAACAAAUGGCACAAAAAAUUUCGAUUGUUUCGGUGAAAAUUGGAAAAGGUAAUACCUGGAAAGGUGUUGCCUUUUUUCCGGAAAAUUUCUACUGGGAUCAAUCGUUCCAUUUGAAUUCUCCCUAGAAUUACUGGGUUUUCCAUACAAAUGGUAAGCGCUCUGGUUUUCGGCAAACGUCGCACAUGGCGGAAAAUACAUCGUUUUCAGAAGAAAUAAAGAGUAGGAGCCAAAUUGUAACCGUAAAUGAAUCCGUAUUUCUGGAGUAAAAACAGCUAUGGGAUAUCGACAUUUAUUAAUAAUUAAGCUCAAAAUAUACCGGAAAAGAUGAAAACAGACCUGGACGUAUUUAAUAUUAUAGAGAUGUGGAUAGCGACGAUCCGUUAAACAAACAACGUCCAUUAAAUACAAUUCCCGCCGAGGAACUGAACAGUCUUCACUUCUAGUUGUUUUUGAAUAUGAGAAAUCUCAACAUGGCAGUCUCUUCGUUCUCUAAAAACUUGUUGUGUUAAUCCCAGAAAAGAUGAGGUUUCAAGUAGGUUGUUUUCGAGUAGCUCUUUGAAAACUCCUUGAAUUGUGGGUGAAUUUUUGGCUUUCCAUCUCAAUUUACUCUGCUCAGGAUGUCUUCUUGCAGUCGGUUUUACAAAAAAAACAAAAAACAAAACAAAAGACAAUCAUCAUCAUCUCUGUUUCACUAGCAAAUGUUUGAAAGAUAAAACCUUGAAGCGCCGAAGUAAACCCCCCAAAAAUGAUCUACUGAGUAUACCAGUUUCACAAGGUUUCGUUUCUGACCAGUCAGGAACAACUUUGCAUAAAGCGCACGAAAACUGGGACUUGCCAAGGAGUCACGGCCUGUCACGCAUUUUCCUUAUUAUUAUUUACUGAUUUCUAUUUUAUAAUCCUCGAGUUGAAUAACAAACGCCUCAUUGGUGUUGUAUCGUGGGAUAUUUUUACUCGUCUCUUGUGUUUUGACUCGUAAGAAUAUUCCACUAUUCUACACACUAAACCGUCCAAAAAGAGAUGUAUUUGUAUUCGCCAAGAUAAAUCGCAUUACAAGUCCAUACAUAAGGCAUGCUCUUUUCUAGCUCUCAGUUUUUAGUUUCGAUCUAUUUGAGUUUAAAUCCUAUAAAUCAAGCUACUUCAGCGUACUGCAUUACUUAACUAACAAUUUUUUUUCGGUGUGUUUGCGUAGCCUAUAUAAUAACGACAGGGUGUUGGUAGAAUUCGAGACAGUUAUGCAAACCCGAGACGAAGUCAUGGGUUCAGGAAUUAAUUUUUGUUUCUUUUUAGUCACAGAAAAUGGGCGACGCCGACCGUGCUUUUCGCUCGCUUAGUUGUAGCGCUCGUGGAGACGCUGCAAAAGCGGGAAAAUAUGGGGAGCUUUUAUCUAUUCUGCUUAACAAGUCCUGGCCAAAGGAGGAUGGUGGAACAGACAGAAUUGGUUUGGACAGGCGAAGUGUUGAAUUUCUCCUCUCUUGGAACCCGAUGACUGGAUAUCUCAAAUUUUUUGGUUUGUAAACUUUCCUUUUAUUGGAUUGCGAUGGGCAGUGUACUUUCCUUUGUUUAAACGGAAACUAAAAUGGUCCAUUCCUUACAGGGGAUGGCUCAGAGAGAGGUGCAAUUUUGACAGAUGAAGGAAUCGAAACGUUGUCCAUGGCAAAGUCGUUGCUGGAAGCUCUUAUAGAAGUGAUAUCAAAUGCUUCAGUGACCGUUGAAAUCUUAAUCCUUUUGCGGAGUUUCAAGGAGAGAUUUUUGGAACUUGUCAAAACUACCACGCCAGUGGUUAAUGCCAAGGAAGAAGGUAGGCAAGUUGCCACGAAAGAAGAAAUUGAAGAGAGUCUCAAUGAAAGAAUCGGAGAGUUUGAAGAAUUUCAAGCUGUAAAAGUAAGAGUGGUGUCAUUCGCCAGGAUGUGUGACUUGAUUCAACCAGGUGAGAUUUGCACAAAAAAAAAAGAUUACUUAGCUUGUGGUUUUACCGAUUCCUGUUUUAUUCCUGGGUCAGUGAUGUAUUUCAUUGGUUGAUAGAUUCAUUGAAAUAUAUUUACUUCAUCAGCUAAUGUUGAUAAUUUUAAAGUGUUUUUUUUUUUUCGUACAGUUAAUAUCAGUGUUAUAAAGGUAAAGGCAGAAGAGAACGUUUCAUCUUUUCAAAUUUGCCAUUUAUGUGAACGAAGUGGUGGAAAGCAGAUAGAAGUGAAGUUUUUUGAACUACCCCAGCUUGUGAAAGACAUCUUGUUGCCACUUCACAAAGUCCAGGAGAGUUCAACGUUUCAGAAGCUCUGGGUACAGUGUGGAAAGAAAUCCCAAACUGUAAGAGCAAAUGACGAAUCAAAGAAAAGAGACCUUAGCUUAUUGAAUGUGGUUGAAAAUGUCUGGAAACCAGCUUACGAGGCGUGGACCCAACUGGUAGCGAGUGCUUUAGAUGGUUCAUUGACACUGACAGGCGUAGACAAAUUCUUUGAAGGCUACAAAUAUCGAAGAGAAGAGCUUUUGAAAGAACUGCGUCUCAUCUUCGUUCUUUACCAAGAUUCAGGUGACACCAGUCAGUUAAAGAAAACAGCUGAAAAGCGUGUAACUCAAAUUCACCGGUACCAACAGCUUGAUCAGUAUUUCACCGCGGCAGAGAAAAUCUGGAAAUUUAAGGAGUCAAUGGGUUUUACUGGUGAUUUCAAGGUUAUCGAGGAUGUGCGUAAUCAAGUAAGUACAUGUAUCUGAGGAAAUGUGAAUCAUAAUUGGUCGUUCGCAGAUGCCGGCUAUUCUUCGAUUUGGUUAGUAAAAUUACGUCUUCAAUGCGAAUGUACCCAACCACGUGCUGGCAAAUAUCUUUUCAUUUUAGAAAAGACCUGUGUCCGAUUAGGUCACCCUGCUUUUGUGUGACGAACCGAAAAAUUGUUAGAGCUUUGUUGACUUCUUUAAUUACUUUGCUGAUCGUCAGCUAUAAAAUGAUAGUCGCUAGUACUGAUUUGUCGGUAAUAGACCCUCCCACCGCUUUUUCAACUUCUGACAUUGACCAGUUAGUAAAUGUGCGAAGAUUGUUUCUUAGCCCAAUAUACAAACGUCUGUUAAAUUUCGCGACGUCAGUUCUCUUUGAAUGGAAAUAUAUGAAAAGACUAUUUUUUUUAACUGCGGAUAAAGAUAUGAAAGUGAAGAUGAUCCUCCAGCUUUGCGUCCGGUCAUCCCAAAGAUCAGGGUUUGAUUCCCGGUCAAGCCUUAAUUUUUUCAGGUUCUGAUGAAGAUACGAAAUUAGCCGAAUAUCCCAGCUUCCCAGUGUUGCUGUCGUUUUAAAGUUGUUGUUUUUCUUUAAUCUAGCUUUCAACCGAAUUCAAGCAAAGGCCACUUAACAGCAUUGGGAAAGAAUUUGCUGAUGCUGGCAGAGCCCUAAAGUGUUUAGAUGUUGAUAAAGCAGAAUGUUUUAACGCAGUGGUAAAAAGCAUGCGGUUGGUGGAGUGGCUACGAAAAACGAUCACAUGUAUGUGCUAACAUAGUUUUAUUUGAGUAAACUUAGGGCGAUUUUCUUUUGACCAUGAAGUCAUGGCGCACGAAAAAAACGAAAUCAACAAAGGAAGAAGAAUGUAAGUAGUAUUCGAUUCGCUUAUCGAACACAUGCAAAAGGGCACGGCUCCUAAAGAUGAGAAUUGAUGGCCAAAUUCUGAAAGGUUUGAAACCCCCGUUCAUUAAUUUAAUUACAUUAGGGUCUUAGUCAGGACAGUCUGUAGUAUCGGAGUAACCUUAGGGAACGCUACUAGGAGGUUAUAUAUAACAUAUAUGGUUGAAUUCUUAAACGGGGUCCAGCGACGUGAAUUUUCUGGAAACGAGUGUCAAAUUUCAAGCAAACAAAGACGUUUGGAUGUCUUUAACCGUCACUGACGUAUUGAACAUUUUAGUGUUCAAGUAAGGUGUAAUAAAUUGUUCUAAUUUAGUCGUCUGUUUGGUCUGAAUUUGGCCGCUAGUGUGAUAAGUUAAGGUGCAUUGGCGCUCAAAUAAGGCAAAGUUUCAGCUAAGGAUAGUGUAGUUAAGUGCUUUGGAUAGUAACGUCUAUAAAAUACAGUCGAACCGAUCCCGUGAGCAACCAGCUGACAUUGAAAGAUUGAGUAGUCCCUUAUGGGAGGUUGUCGCUUCCAAGGGUCAAACGACAGGCGUAUUUUCCAGAAGAGGUUCUGAGACAUCUACUUUUUGGUAAGAAUUUGUUACAUGCAAGUUCUGAAAUGCGAUAUGUGUAAAGUUCUUUGCAUUCUGUUAUUUACGUAGUAGAAACUGCCAAUAUAGAGAUCAGACAAAGGGUCAAGUGAUCGCCUACAAAUGGUUAAUGAAAAAUUACAAUGGAAAGUUACAAACGAUCACUCUAAAAAGUGGUAACGGUUACUAGAGGUUCCAACUAUAUGGCUUUAAUUUCGAUAGGUGGUCGCCUUUGGCAGGUGGUUGCGUACCAGAGGUGGUCGCUCACGGAGGUCCGACUGAAGUAGAACUGCUAGGCUUUACUGUAAUUCACAGCUCUCUUUCAUCUGUUAUGCAAGUAAUUACUAAUUUGGAAAGUUUUGAAUGUUUGGUAUUUUUGUAGCCCCACAGGAGCUUAAAGUUCUUGUGGACCUAGCGCUGAUCACAGCCGGUGAAAGUGACAUGGAAACUGAUCGCAUAUCCAGUCUCCAUACAAGCUGCUUGGGAUUUGCUCCUUUGAUAUUUGACCUCAAAGAAACUAAUGACCACAAUGUUAGCUUUGACCAGCUGAUGAAGGCUUGUGAUCCAGUGUGGAAAGCUGUCGAGGCGGAUAAAACACUGCCAAAGAAACUGGUAUGAAGAGAUGCUUUGUUUUCUUUUGAUACGCUUUUUUUUGUGUCAUGAGUUAAAUCCUUAACCUGACUUGAAAUCAUCCCCCAAGUAAAAAAUUUCAACACUCCAGGAUGGAACCUUAGAGUCCAUUGAAGGCAAGGAGACCUAUUACAUCGUCGAGACGUAAAGACCGUCUCGCAUCGAAUAUUCUUUUUCCUGAAAACAUUAGCAUCAAAGCCCCUCUUUAAUUGAAUAGUGUCUUCUCUUAGACGAUCACGAUCGACAAGUUAUUGAUACUCUUUUUGUAACACCAAUUACUCUGUUGUUUUGCCUUUUAUCCGUAGGAAGACACUAGUCGGCAUUUGGAAUGGCUCAAGACUGUUAAGGAGUCUCAUGGAUCGGUUGCUAUGACGUCAUUGGCACAGGCUAAGACAAUCAACAAUAAGGGUGUGUAUCUUGUGGGCUCUGUGGGUUCUGAGGAAGUUCCUGCAAUGCAAAGUGAAGGUCGUCCAUGUUUGGAAAGUUUUGUUCGGCUCAAGGUUCCUUUAAGAGACGAGGACGGAAAUGACGAAACUAAAAGUUACUCCCUUGAUGAACUGAAAGAUUUGCAGAGCAAACUGAUGCUGAUUGCCGGGAAAGCCGAAAAAGGGAAAGAUGACGUGGAAACAUUUGUCAAGGUACGUAUUUAAAUUAUUGCCAGGUUUCAAAGUUGUGUGUUAUUUUCCUGGUUAUUGACGUAUCGUUUAUGAAAGAGAUUUUGUGUUUUGUGACAAUAGCUUUGUGCCGUGGCCUUGGGUUAUCAUGGCGUGCACUCUUAACAUUAAGUUCUUGCAGUAUAAGUUGGUACUUUCCUGAAAAGGUUCAACUAAUUGUGACCAAGUGUUAAUUGUAAAAAGAAAACGCUUUAUACUUCAAUCAGUACCAGUCAGUUAAACUUGUCAUUUUAGAAUCUUGAAGGCGUCAUGCGUCUAGCAACGGCUUACAUAAACCUUUCCGAGUCUGGUUUUGUUCAUCGCGUGCACUGGAAGCAGGAAUUCCACUGCAGUAAAGAUCAACGUGAAGGUGAAUCAAUUUCCAAGGAACUGGCAAUUGCAAGCACGGCAAUGGAGAAUUGUUACUUGAACUGGAAAAAGAAAGUCAGCGACACGCGAAAAGAAUUUCAAGAAUUAAAUUUCUUUACCACUCAGCAAAUGAUGCUCCUCAGGAGAGAAAUAGCGACAGCUUGUCGCCGUAGUGACCUACACGUUGAUAAUCUCCAGAUUUUAACCCUACUGGAAAGUGUUCGUCCCAAUGUAGACACCGAGCUCUUAAAAGCGGCAAUCCAGCGCGCAUUUAAAGACACAGGCUUGUUAGACCAAAUAAAACGGAUGGAGGAUCUUCCCUCCUUUUCUUUGACUCCCCAUCAAGAGAAGUUUGAUACAAGCACGUCAUUGUUUGAGAACAAUAACUACGUUGACAGGAGCCCUUCUACAGGAGUCACUUCACCUCAAGUUCAGAGUACUUCCAUCAAAAACGAGAAGCCAAAAGACGUGUCAAAGAUCCAGCGUUUUCUCAACGCAGCAGAAGAUGAGGGAUACUCGGAGCAAAUCGCGUUGUCUGCUUUAGCGAGUUUGGGUGUAGAUGCAGAAGAAGAUGACUUGCUACUUUGGUGUUUAGAAGAAUCUGAUGACGCUGACCUGGAGUCUCUUUAUGAAGAGGCAAUGGCUAACCCUAUCACUGUAAGAGAAAUUUACCCUCAAGAAGUACUCGAUGUUCAAGAAAUACAACUUGAGGAAGCGAGGUAUGAUUCAGUUACAGUAAUUUUAACUUUGAUUCAGUUUUUCCAUGAGAGAUACAGUUUACUGUACAACCAAAACUACCGUAAGUUGUUUGCUCCUAAGUUUAUGAAAGCGUCGCUGAGUCUACUCCAGCAACAAAUGGUGCUCAAGAAACGACUCACUCAGGUCUGACUAAUUAUACACCUACAGUGUAUGACAAAUGACAAAUGACGGAUCGAAACGCAUCGGUUUAGUUUAUUAUCAACCUCUUGCAUUUUACAGGUUACCUGUGCUGUAUGAAAAAUCAACAAGAAAUAUUCUAUAUAUUUGACGUUUAAAAAACUCACUCAAUCUGUUGGUGUUUCAUGUCAUUAAUAGCUCCUCCAUGCCGUAAAUAAUUCAGACAGAAAAACAAAAGAAGAUGAAUGUCAGUUGUCUAAUGAGUGUUUGGAAAACAAAUAAAAAGCAUCCCACCUCUACGUCUUUUGCCUGAUACAUUACUUCAUGAUCAUAGGGAUAUUAAAGGCAUUUCUGCUAUAUAACAGGAUAGGGCAGGUAAAUCUGUCUUUACUUAGAAAGUGAAUGUUUGUCAGGCCAGCUUUCUGCGAGCUCCCAAGGUUGAAAAGUUGGAAAGAACGCGUUUUUGGACGUUUUUAAGUAACUGACAUACUGACGACGCACAUGUUACAAGUCAAAAAUAUAUUCAGGUGAAAAUUUCUCAACCUAGGUUGAUUCUUAAUUUCCUCUCUCUCCUAGCCCUGAUUAUUCAUAAAUUAGGGCUCGUAGACAAAGGAAAUUGAGAAUCAACCUAGGUUAAAAAAUUUUAACAAAAAUAUAUAACCUAUAACACAUAUAUUAUCAUAGGUAUCGUUAAGCUCCUCAGAGCAUAAAUGCUGCACUUGGCGUACUUUAUUCAUGCUUGAGCUUGAACUUUUUGUGGAUUAAAGUAUUAAAACUGAAUUGGUAUUCCUUUACUUCAGGUGGCAUUAGUUAUAAAAAUAGUGGUUUAAGUAAUCAUCCAGGUAAGCUGGAAAGCAGUUUCUUUGGUUAUGCGGCAGUGUGCUUUUCGCACAUAGGAAUGUUCUGAUUUUUACACAGAGAAUGCUUGAAUCUACAGAAAGGCCGUUUACGUGAUAAAAUGUAUUUAGACUCCAUUUUGGAAAAGGGUGCUCUUUUGUGUUAAAAGAUUUUGACCAAUCAUGGGAGUUGCACACAAUAGCCAAGAAAAGUUGACAAUUUUACAUGUUCUCCACAUGGGAUUUCUGUGUUAUUCAGACUGACACGAGAUUUUGUUAUAUAGGAGUUGCUUGGAAAAGUAAGGAUAAAUAUAUAUACUGCUUUAUGAAGUUUUCUUAACUUUUGCUGUUUAAACGAAUCAGAAGUAGAGUACAGACAAUAGUAAAGGUAGCAUCUUUUUGCAUUCCAGCAUGUUCGAAGCCGUUGUUGCUUUCUUUCUUUUCUGGGCCGUAACUUAAUGCUUGAUUAGCGGUUUCAAUGCAUAUCUAUAACUCUACCUAUAGUGAAGCUCUAAGGCAGUCUGAAAACGCCGUUGAGAAAUCACCCAUGCCUGCUGGAAGUAUAACUGAUGAAGGAGGAGACAUGGAUGAGGAUAACGAAACUGAGAUCAGCGAGUACCUUACUCUUGCCCAGCUGGGAAGCAUCCUAAGAGAAUUAGCAGUAAAGGGUAAGAUAUAAUGUCAGCUGAUAACAUCGCUUUGCUUUUAUUGUGCCCUUUUGUUUCGAUCACAGAUUUAUACAAUUUAAAAGUAUAUCAUUAUAUUAUUUGGACUUGCAACGUGAGAUCGUGAUGGAACAUCCUUUAGUUUCUUUACAGUGCCCCUUAGCAUGACGUCGUUUAAGUUAUGGGCUUAAAACAAAUGAUAACUGGUUGUUUUUGGUGUGACUUCCAAUUUCAGGUAAAGGAACCAAACCUCGUGUCUUUCCAGCUUUCCUAAAACGAGGAAGACCCAACCUCAUGCUUGUUCCUAAAGGUAGGACUAGGUGCAAGUGCCUGGAGACUGUUUGCUUAAUAACGUCUUCGUAUUCCUUUGGUGAAAUAGUUUAUCAUCCUCGUCUGGUUAUUGUAGUCUAAAUAUGCCUCUUCAAGAAACGAAACAAAUCGUCGUUUUCAUUAAUGUCUUAUGUGCGUGCUCAAGAAGUGCUUAUCAAGGACACAGGGCCAGGGUUGAGUAUGAAACAGUGCUUUACUUCGAAUCAUCUUGGUUGAAAAAAAGCAAUAUUUUUUAUCGCAAAAGGUCUUUCUCGCAGCCCCAUUAUGUUUCAAUUGGGCUGUUUAUGUAGGAAACUGUAGUGCUGAAGUAAAGAAAUAAAGCUCAUAUUGAACAUUUAUUUACACACGUUUGCAGGUGACGUUCUUGCCACUGUCCUCGCACUGUAUAUGCAUGACAAACAUCAGCCCUUACCAAGCCACGAGGAAGUGCUUAUUUGCACUCCUGAAACUACAGCCGAAGAAGUGAGUGUUUUGCAAGUAGUGCAAUGUGUCUACUACUGUCCUUUUUACUCUGUAGAUACACACCAUUAAACUCAAAGUAGAACUACAAACGGUCCAGUAAGCCAAAGCGUGAUGACUACAACACCAUUCUGGGCAAGACUUUCUGUAGAAAAAUGUACACACAAGUCAGUAGGUUCCUACUAGAGUACUAGACGCACAUUUUCCAGUUGCAAUUUACAAAUUAUUAAUCACCAGUAGGUCUCCUCCUACCUAUUAGAUUCACAAUUUCCAGCUCCAGUUCAAAAAAUGCUAAUCAUUAAUCAGUUGUUUGGUCCUUCCUUUUGGUUAAUGAAAGCACCUCAAGCCUUUACAAGGCUUCUGAAGUCAGAGGAUUCCUACUAAGUUCAAGACGCACAUACUUCAGUCCCAUUUUAUGAAACAUUAAUCACUAAUCAAUUACAAUUGCCUGGUCUCCGCUGUGUAGCUGAUGAAGGCACCUCAAGUCUUAAAGAAGUUACUCAAAACGGUAGUUACUUUCUUAGGUACACAACGCUAUUUUUACAUUUUCACAAAAUACUUAUUUUUAAUCAAUUUUCUGCUUCUUCCCUUUGGGCGAAUAAAGGAACCUCAAGUUUUUAGAAGGGUACUCAGGUCGUAUCUAGAUAAAAGAUGCACAUUUUCACUUCUAGAUCAUAAAAUAUUAAUCAAUUAUCAAUGUCUCCUCCUCCCCAUCUGGCUAUUGAAGGUGCUUCAAGUCUUGACAAGGCUACUCCGGGCAGUAGCUUCCUUGCUACGUAAAGUUAUUGGUAAAUAGUUUACCGCAACUAUGUAUCUAUUGUAGCUUCCAUCAAAGAUGAGGCGUUGCUUCUUUAAUUGCGUUGAAAAUCCUUGGCGUUGCUAUUGGCUAGACAAAGUCUUUGCGCCACAAUCCUUUUCUUUCCCUACGUUACAAUUUUUUUGGAAACAGCAUUAGAAAAUCACGGGCCUUAACAGAGGGUGAGGCAGUGAAGGGGGAGGGGGGGGGGGGGAGGGCUCGGGGGACUACAUUUUGCUUUGGUUCUUUGAUGGAUAGCCUUGAUGAUUGUAAGCAAGUAGGUUGUAGGAUAAUGGUUCUGUUUUCUUCUAUUUGGACCGUACUCUUUUCAUUCAUUUUAUUUUCACAUAGAGGUUACUUUCACUUAGGAAAUUUUUAAACUGUCCACAAAGUUUUUAUAUCAAAAAAAUAGAAAUUCAUGACCAUGAAUCUUACCAGGCUUCUUCUAUGUAUUUAUUUAUUUGCCCUGAUCAAUGACAUAAAUCUUAAAAGUAACAUUGAAAGAGGAAACUUAUGAAUUAAUGUACAAAUAUGAUCAGUGAUAUCUGGAUAAUCAGGUCAAUCCAGGGAGAAUACACUUGCCUCUUUCCUCUACCACAAUACUGGCACAUUGACCCGCCAGAAUUCUGAAGCAUGUCACACAAAUGAUAAAUAACCGUCUUUCAUUAUUGAUACACCUGUAACAGGUGAACCUAACCCUUUCCCGAACUUUUAGUUUGAGGUCACCGUUUGCUGAAACGGUAUUCGUUUUAAGACUGUUUAAAAAGGAUUUUUAUGCGUAAUUGUGAAUUAAUGCAGAGCAUGGGGCACAUCUACAAUGACUAAAGGCGGUGUUACCAAUGAUGGUAUCGACCGUUAAAAGUGGCAUCGCCUUUUUACCAAAGAAAAUAGCCGUCGCUUUGCAGAACUGGUAAAUUGUAACUUCAAACGUUCUUGAGGUGGCCAAGGAACAUUUAACCUUUUUUUUUGUUCAUUAUGCGUUUCGGUUUAGGUAGAACUGUUUUGGAGACGAGCAAUAGGAGACUUGGAAGGUGGAUUUUACUGCCUGGUUCACGCUGACCAGUUGGACUUCUCUGUUAGCAAACAAGCAAUUGAUAAACUCGGUGUUUUGACACAAGGCCUUGCUGGUAAAAUGGGUGAAAGUAAGUAGAGGUUACAAAACAAAAAAAUCGUUUGCAGUUUAUAGUAGUAAUCAAUAUGGGUACACUUAAAGAUAAGACUAAGGCUUCAAUGCUUUGUAUGUGUAUUAAUUGUAAUUUUACAUCAUCGCCAUUUGCAGACUAUGGUUUGGUAGUUAUGUGUAGCAGUGAAAACGAAGACCGUGCCAACAUAGUAGCAGCCCUUGAUCAGUAUCGUGUAGCUGCUCCACCUUGCCCUUCCUCAAACGAUCUUCAGAGCUACUUAAAGAAGCAUCUCCGAAUCCCUACUCAACAGUAUGGGUACAUCAAUAGCAGUAAAAUUACGUGGGAACCGGCGGGUACCUUGGAUCCAGAAAAGUAAGCUUAAAACAUUUAUUCAAGAAAAUGAUCAUUUAUUUGUGAAGGUUGUAUCUGCUAACUAAUGCCUUGUUGGUGCUUAGGCUCUGUGUUCGAGUUGUCACUUCGAAAAGAGGGGGCUUGGGAAAAACGCUGUACGUUCGUCGUCUGACAGACCAGCUGCAAAACCUGGAGAACAACGACAUGGUUGUGUGCCGUGACUCAGGCAUAUCACUUCAUGUCACUGUACCACUUCAUGGAAAUUCUACCGACUCCUCCAUGCUUGUAGAUUCCCUUUUGCCUCAUGCGACAAGGGCAAAUGUUCCGCUUUCUCGAGUUUUUCAUUUGGAUGUGGCUCCUUCGGUAAGACAUGAAAAUUGAUUAUUUGUCUCGAUUAUAAUACCUUGAUUCAGAUACAUAUGUCAAUUUGCAGAUAUGUGUAGUGGCGACCAACAUUUUAGAAAACUCUGGGUGAAAGGGCUUUAGUAAGUGAAGCCUUUAAACUUUUGGAACAUUUACAUCUACAGUUUUCUGGUGAAAACAUAUUGCUCUAAUUUGGCAGUUAAUAGAACCACAGUUAAAAUCAGUAAUAGCUGUAUGCCAAACAUCAAACAAAACAUCGACUGUCAUAGCAAAUCCACUGUACAGUCACGAAUGAAUAUGAACGAGUCUCAAAAAUUGUGCAACUGCAGAAAACCUUCUGACUGCCCCAUGAAUGGCCAUUGCCUCAGAAAUCCAUUGUAUAUCCAACAACCUUAACUACAGGAGACAGCAAACCUGACGAGACUUACGCUUGACUAACUGAAAACACCUUUAAGACCCGUUUAGCGAACCAAAAAGCAUUAUUUUAACAACCCUAGCAAAAGAACGAGCACCGAGCUAAGUAAGCAUGUAUGGAACCUUAAGACAGUAACAUUAGCAUCCGGAUCACCUGGAAUAUUUUGAAGCAGUCUAUCACCUUUAAACCCUCUUCCAAAUGGUGUAAUUUAUGUCUAUGAGAGAAGUAUUUUAUAAUCUGUAAGGCCCAUCUAGCCACUCUUAACACCUGCAACGAGCUUGUAACUUCGUGAAGACACGCUGGUAAAGUUCUGUGGAAAAAUUUCACGUCCCCUCUGGUUACACAAUAGAAUACACAGAAACAGCGUUGUAUCCGUAGUAACUACAUUUUAAAAUUUCAGUUAUAAUCAGCGUUCUGUUAUAAUCUACCAUGAUGAUAUCUUAUCUGAAGAGUGCUACACCGUCGUGUAUUACGAAACCAUAUAGUAGUAAAAUGCCUGGUCAAAUGUUCAGUUGAUAAUUAAAAACAUUGUACUUCUGGUAUCCUCGCGCUAGUCCUUCUAUUGGAACUCUGAAAUCAGUUCUGCAUCAGCUGAAAUCAAGUAUUGACAAUUGUCCCUGGCUAAACAAGAGCAUAAAGGUGACUAUGCGCCAGCGUGAUUAUAUUCACAAAAAAGCAAUCAAAAGCAAUGCCUCAGAGCAUUGGGCAAACUACCGCCAUUUUCGCAAUCGUGUGACAAAAGAAAUAAGGUCAGCGAAAGCGUCUUACAAUAACGGCUCAUCGAGGAAAGUGGUGGUGAUCACAGAUCGUUUUGGAAGACGAUUAAGAAAAUCCUACCGGGAGAAAAGAAAGCUACUUCUCCAAACAUUAAAGUGGACGGCGUUGUCUCUUCUGACAAACAAUACAUUGCCAACGCUUUUAAUAAGUUUUUCGCAUGUUAAAAGAUUCUGCGGACAUUGUAGCUAAGCCUGUGGCGUUUAUUAUCAACACCUCGUUACGUACUGCCCAAGUUCGCAGUGAUUGGAAAUCCGCACGGGUCAUUCCACUCUUUAAAAAGGGAAAGGCUGAUGAGAUGGACAAUUAUCGCCCGAUUUCCAUUUUACCUGUUCUAUCUAAGGUUUUAGAACGGGCUGUACAUAUCCAACUCUACAAAUAUCUCCAGCAAAACAAGAUCUUGAGCCCUUAUCAGUGCGGGUUUCGGAAGUGUCACUCGACAGAAUUCGCUGCUCUUAGUUUUUCUGAUAAUAUUCGUAGGAACAUGGACCAAGGUCAAUUAACUGGUGCUGUGUUUAUUGACCUUCGCAAAGCUUUCGACACUGUGGAUCAUGCGGUACUUCUGGACAAGCUUUCCAAUUUGGGGAUUUUGGAUAAAGAGCAUGGCUGGUUUACGGAUUACCUGUCGAACCGCACCCAAGUUGUAGAGUUUCAAGGGGUGACUUCUGCUUCGGAAGCCGUCUCUACUGGUGUGCCUCAGGGCUCUAUCCUCGGACCAUUAUUGUUUAUUCUACACAUUAAUGAUUUACCUGAAGUAGUGUCCGAUUGCAAUAUUCUGAUGUACGCUGAUGACACUGUUUUAUACUGUUCAUCCUCUCAAGCCUCUGUCAUUCAAGACAAGCUGAAUGCCGAACUGUCUAAGAUUGAUCACUGGCUUUCUUUUAAUAGUCUGUUUGUUAAUGUAACAAAAACCGAAGCUAUGCUUUUCGGAACCGCCCCUAGAUUAUCUGCUGUUAACUCUUUUUCUAUUACUUUAAAUAACAAUGUAAUUAAGCGGGUUUUUCACUUCACUUAUCUAGGUACAGUUUUUGAUGACCGCCUUAGCUGGAACGAGCAAAUAAAGUACCUAAUUUCGAAGCUGGGAAAACGCGUAGGAAUGCUCGGCAGGCUUCGCAGAAGCCUCACUAGAGAAAGUGCAAAUGUAGUGUACUGUAGUCUAAUUAGGCCAAUUUUAGAAUACUGUGUAAGUGUGUGGGGCUGUUGCGGGGAAGGUCGUAAACAAGACCUUGAAGCCCUCCAAAACCGGGCUGCUAGGAUAGUGGCUUGUACUAUGCGCAGCAAGCAGGCAUUGGACGUUCUGAAAUGGCCCACCUUGGAGGAGCGCCGACGUCAAUCUGUUUUUAAACUCGUUAAGAAAUGCCUGCAAGGUCAAUGUCCCCAGUAUUUUAAACAAUAUUUUAAACGUAAUAAUACAAUCCAUGCGCGCGCUAUUAGACAAAGCAACCUCUUACAUCCGCCUGCUGUGAAAACUGAAAUUGCAAAAAGAUCCUCCUAUUAUUAUGGUUGCACUCUUUUUAACGAAUUAUCUUAAUGAUAUUUCGUGUUUUACAUCUUUUAAUCUUUUAAUUUAAAAUAGUUUUCUAUUUAUAUUAUUACCUGUAUUAGUGUAAAGUUUAUAUGUAUAGUGUGUUUUUGUGCGUUGUUGCUCAAGGCUCCCAUUGAUAACAGACAACUUUUUGCGUCUGAAGGGGCUACCCUGAGCGGUAUAAAUUUAUAAAGGUUCUUCUUCUUCUUCUUCUAAUCUAGUAUUUGACUCAUUGUCUUUUUAUUUCCCUGCUAAGAUGAGGCGUGGAUUAGACACUCUCCUUUUUAACUUACUUGUUCUCGGUUUUCUCUGCGACACAAUGGGAAGAGUUUGGAGGAGACGUAUGACUGAUUUGUAUGUCAUUGAAAUUACCACAGCCUCUCCACUCCCCACAGGAUUCAGCAGAGAGGAAGAAGCUGAAAGUCUAGAGGUUGGUAAACUUGUUUUAUGUUGCAAAUAAUCUAUUGAAAAGUUUAAUAAACCUGUUGUAUGUACUAGUGAAUCAUUUUUCUUUUGCACAUACUCCAACUUAGAUACUAAAUCCAAGGCUUAUCUAUAAAUUCUUGUCUGCUAUUUGUUCUUGCUUUUCAGAGUGGGUCUGCUAGAUCUUCGAAAAGACCGUUCUAUGAUCUUCUGCCCACUAUUAUUUGUUCUUCUCCGAGAACUGUUUCCUGUCGUUUAGCAACGAAGCAAGGUAUAAUUAUUAUUUGUUUGAAAAAUAAAUUAUAGUCUCAGAAGGUCUCAGAUUUGUUAGUAUUGUAGCUUUCAACUGUAUCGCACAUUCUCCGAGUGUUGUCACCUCGGUUACACCCGUUACAAAUAAAAGAUUAAGCAUCGCAGGAAGUUCAUAACCCCCAUCUCUAUUUUGAGAAUAAUAUUUAUCUUUUCCAAAUUUUAAUUCCAAGGUCAAGAAUGAGCAUUCAUGGAAUUAUUAAUUACUAUUUGUAGUCCUUUUAUCUCCUUGUCAUCCGAAGGUUAUUCCUGGGAUAAAAUUUGCAUUUUCAUUCUCUUCAGAUCCACGAGACAUAAAUCCUUUGUUUGAUGCCAAAGAAUUUCGAAGUCCCCAGUUUCAGAGGGUUUAUCAAUAUCUCAAGCUCUCAAAAGAGGGAAAAAACAUGGACAACUUCACAUUUGAUCCUGGUAAUAUCGACGAAGAUCAAAUAAAAUGCCUCUCACUCAUGCUCAGGUCUGUAAAAUGCUUUAGUUUAUUCUUUUCGUAUUUAGUUUUCAUUUAUUGAACUCUGAGGCGCCCCAUGUAAGGGAACCCGGAAUCUAACAAUUUUUUUCCCGUGGAUUCCGGAAUACAGGUGAAGGAAUCCGGAACCCACUAAUGAUUUUGGGCCCACAAUGUAAGCUACUGGGCUAACCAGUAAUUGUGUAAGCCAUUAAAGUGCUAUUUAUUUAUUUGUUUAUUUGAUUGGAAUCUUGGAUUCCCUUGCAUUGGGGGAUCUAAGUAGUUUUUUAGUUUUUGUAAUGUUUCCAUUAUAAAACUUCCAUCUACCUUAUCGUGUUUUCCAAUGCUUGUCAUAUUUCUUACCAAGUGAUUAAGUUCUACUUAUUAUAUGGCAAAGCUAGUCUUAGGCAAAUCCGUGUGCUCUGAUUGGUUCUUUCUCGGUCGGGAUUUUGCAGUACGGGCCGUUCCAUGAAAACGGUCGAAGCCGUGUAUUUUUGUUUUGGAACAAAGCCGGGCAAUUCAAAAUUUGCAACCAAAACAGCGAAAAAAUUUGUGAAUAUUGUCAUUCUUCACAUCGAAACUACCAGAAAAAGUUAAAAAGAUUGAAAUUUUACCGAGAUUUCAAAGAUUGAUGAAGAUGACGAACAUUCUGCGAGCGAGUUUUAUUAUCCGGAAGAUCUGGAAACUUUUGAUGCAGAAACUGAAACAGGCAUCACCGAAAGCCAGGAGGCCAUAGACGAUUUUAUCAACCAACAGAAAAGUGCAAACACAAACAAGAAGACGGCUGCUGACAUGAACACUCCUCUCCGCUACAUGAAAGCUAAUGGUACGAAAAAUGAGAAAAUUGAAAGCUUACCUAGGUCCGAGCUUGACCACCUUUUGUCGAAUUUUUUUCUGAAGGCACGCAGGAAAAACGGAAAAGAAUACGAGCCAGCAUCAGUUUUCAGUUUUCAGCACAGUAUACAGCGAUACUUGAGUGAGAAGAAAUAUCCAUUCAACAUGCUCAAGGACAAUGGGUUCGAAAAAAUCCAGAAAAGUCCUUGCAGCGACGCGAAAGUCACUUGUGUUCACGAGCACGGCGAGGCAGCAAACCGCAAGCUGCUCAGGCCAUCGACGAAGACGAAGAGGAUGCCCUUUUUGAAGCAGGAGAAUUUGGCGAAUCCAAUCCAACUGCGCUGUGGUGGGUUUUAUCCCUACACUUCGGUUUCCGAGCAAGAGAAAACAUCAGUCAAGCAAUCCGUUACUGUCUUCCACCGCUCCAGUUUUAACAGGUGCAAACGAAGGAUCCAUCAGCCGGUACACAUAAUUUCCAAAUAUUUCAUGGUAAUGUGAAAAUUGACAAGAAUGAAAGGAAGCGUCGAAUUGUUAUCGAGAGCGAUGAGGACGAUUGACUUUGACUGGCUAUUUCUUGUCAACUUUGUCCAGUUUUGAAGUUUCACAGCUCCAAACUUUCACUUGACACUGCUUCAUCCAUACGUUGUAAAGCGUAAUAAUCAAGAAAAUAUUGUUUGAUCGACAAAAAACCCUUUCUCGAAUUUUGGAAUCAACAAUUGCUUCUGUCAGAUUCCGUUACAAACGAUUUCACAUUCAAUUAAUUUAUUUUUCAAACUCGUGGUAGCUUGCUUUCGUCUGAGUUGCUUGCGUCAUCAAGAAUACGCCACGGCGGAACCCCUUUAAGUGCAAGCCAGCGGAAGUGCAUUUUACUAUCAGAAACCGAAUGUCAUAUAAUAAACAACUUUCUAACCGAGCUUGCUCGAGCCGUACUGGGGAAUACUGGCCCUCGGGCCAAUAGUCCUCAGUACGGCCCUCGCGCUCGGUUAGUAAGCGGUUCCUAUUUCUCUUCAAAAAUUACAAUCCAGUGUUAUAAUGGCAAGGGUUCAUUCCUUUUUUUGUUUGUUUGUUUGUGUAUUUGUCUUUUCCUCAUUGUGUCUGAUGUAUAGUUGUAAUAGUUGUGCAACACCUUUUUGUUCACACAGUAAUUGCGGAAUUCCUGAUCCUUCUUGGGCGGAGAUUCGUCACUUUGUAGGCUUCCUAAACUCUCAGUUACACGAUUGUGAACAGAGUUACUUCUGCGAUAUGCAGCUAAUGAGAAGCGUUUUGGCAGGGCCUAACGUGUUAAAUUUAGAGGGAUUUCGAUCAUUUGUGGUGCGCUUCAUGAUACAAAUGUCGCGGGUAAGAUAUUGCACAAUUUGUGGCAUCACACCUCGUUGUGACUUUUUGCAUGCAGAUAUCGUGUCAACUUUAAUGUUCCCUUGCAACUGAAGUUAAUCGGGGAAAAGAUCGAAACACACGUUGCUGCAAUCUCAUUCUUUGCGCUUCGAUUUUCUUUUCCUCUACUGUUGCAGAUAUUUUUAGGUUGGUUGAACGUUUUUUAAUAGAGGAUAAUAAACGGGGUUGCUACAGGUCAGAAAACGGUUAGGGAAAAAAUUCUUCGAGGUCAGGGAAUUCCACUUUAAGACAAGGAAAAUUUACGUCUUCAAGAAAAGUCAGGGAAAACUGAAACUUUAUAGUACAAAUUAUUUCUUUUCUCUCUACUUUUGUACAUUUUAUGGACACAAAUCAUAUCUUAUUGGUAGAAUAUUGUUAAUGGAAUUGAACGACAAGCUAAUGUUGGGUUUUCAAGAAAAUCAAUCCUUUUUACAUAUUUUGUUAAGGAACUAUCAAUAAAGCGUAAAUAAAUGGGUUUAGCGGAUGGCUGUUAGGGGAGGGUUGAGUCCAUUAUCAGGACUAAUUUGAAAAACUGGUAAUUCAGUUUGUCAUGAAUAUUUUACGUUUGUCAGAAAAAACUCGAAAAAGUCAGAGAAUUUCAGAAGAUUUUGGCUGUGGCAACCAUGAUUAAUGGUCUCGCCUUUCACGUUUAUAACCAAACACCUGGGAUUUUACAUUAACUUGUCUGACGUUUCCUUCAAGGAUUUUGCCACUCCUUCCCUGACGGACGAUAACACCGUAUUUUAUACAGAAGACAAUGCAGAACUCGAACGAAGAGAAAUAGAGCAAUUUCAACUUCGGCGAAGCUGGGAGACCAGGUGAGCUAACUGAAGAUGCUUCUAGAAAAACAUGUACCCCUUGAAUAUACUCUUUAGGUUUACGUCAAACGGCAAGGAGCUAAAUGUCAUCAUCUGAUCAAUUUACUGAAAUAAAAAGCUUCAUGCCAGUUUUUUGUACACGAAUUAUUUUGCGCAGUUGUUUCUGCUUAUUUCUUAAUUAUAGUAAAGAACAAAACGCGUCAGUAGGGAUUACCUAAACGAACAGGAAAGAAUGGUGGAUUUUGCAGUUGAUGUCCGUUGCGUUACAAACGUUAUCAUGACUAGCAAAUGUCGAUUUACCAUAGAUUGAUGAAUUAAAAGGCCUUUUUAUAAAUGGAAAUCAGUCUUCAUUUUCUACUAAUAUCUCGUCAUAUUCUUGUUUGUUGUGCCCUGCAGCCCACAUCCUUAUUUGUUUUUCAAUGAAGAUCGUGUGACAAUGACCUUCCUUGGAUUUUUCAUAAACUCCGCUGGGGACCUCAUUGAUCCACAAACAAUGCGAAUGUUAGAGAAAAGUUUGAUGUCUAAACAACUACGUAAUGGACUGCAGGCUCAGCGGGUUGAUUUUACUACAAACCCGGAGAACUGGAAAAAGUAAGUGGUAGUUUUUUUUAAUACGUGUAGCAUCUAUGAGAUUUAUCAUGAUCUUGAUCUUAGUUACCGAUCCGAUGCCGAUAAGACUGGGUGUCUUAACCAUUAGGAAUCGUGGAGCAUCUUUUUCAAAUUUUCGGCGAGGUUAAUACGUUAUCCAAAUAGACAUCUUUUAAUUAAAACGUACAUGACGGACCAGAAACACAGUUCUGAUGUCUUCCAAACAAAAUCACUGAAUCAAAUAUUUCAACUAUACACGGUUAUACUCAGUUAAGAGUCCCAACGUGCAGGAGGCAGAAAGGUUAGCUUCAUACAAGCGUGGCCGAGUUGUUAAAAAGGGAGCUACCGAUAAAAUCACGGCUGAACUGAACGUUCAUCGCCCAGGCCGGUUGACCACGUGGCCUUGCUCACCUUUUCUUCCUCUUCACUUGUGUGUGCGUUUUCCUCUGCGUUGUGAUGUAAAGCGAACAUACCUUUCUUCUCUAGGGUGGAAAAGAUUAGUCAGCUGUGUUCGGUAAUGGGUGUAAAGUGGAAUCUUACCAAUCCUAACUAUGACCCAGACCACGCCUAUGAACUGACUACAGACAAUGUUAAAAAGAUCUUAGCCAUUCACAUGAGAUUUAGGUAAGUCUUCUGUCUAUUGUUAAUUUUUUCUGCCGUAAGAAGUUGACCAUUUUGUGUUUUGUGGCCCUGUCUAAUUAACCGGAUUUAUGCACUUAUUGUGUUUCCAAACACAGAGUUCAACAUCUAAUUUAAUGGAUACAUAAAUCAACAGGUGCAAUAUUCCUGUGAUCGUGAUGGGCGAGACAGGCUGUGGAAAGACUCGUCUUAUUCGGUACAUGUGCGGUCUACAGGCGGGUCCUCAGGAAAAAGAUCAACCAAGAACACGAAAUAUGCUACUUGUGAAGGUAAGAUGGCUGCUGACCAGUGGCUCAUUUUACAUUUUUCCUUGUGCUUUGAAUAGGAUGAAAUCAGUACUGCAAAUCAUAAACCAUAAAUGACAACUAAAGUAGCUAUUAGUUUCGGCGACCAGCAAUCUUCCAAAGUCCCUGUAUAAUUCUUUACUCGAUUAGUUGCAAUUGAUAGCUGUAAUUAAGUGUCGUUGUAAAAAGAAAGUACCGAAGGUUACACCUAGGAACAUGUUAUCUAACUACUUAAGUUCAGAACUGUAGACCAUUUUAGAUAAUGCAAUCCGAUGACCAUGCAUUUUGAAUUCACUUAAAAGACACAGAAAGAUAGGUUUCACCAAAAGGGGAAUUUUGUUGUACAGAAUCCCGACGAUUUGAGUGCGGAAGAAAUCUCCUCUACCCAUAACCUGGUUUUCAUAAGUCGGGAAAAUCCUGAAUGAUGGAGGAUUUGACUAUUGCCUCCCCAGAUUUUCUUGACUGUGGAAACUAUGCAAAUUCUAUCUCUUAUUCAAUUCCCCUCCACAUUUCUUCGAUGAUCGGCGAUGAGAACUCGAAUUUGUGUCGAGGAUCGAUGAGCGGUCAUUUUUGCCCGGACCCAAUAAUUUAACUACUUUUAUUAGGUCUAGUCGUUUUUAAAAUUGAUCAAUUGUCAUUAAUAAUUCUCUCCUGUUACGAGGUACAUGGAGGCACCACAUACGAAGACAUUGAACAGAAAGUUCGGCAGGCGGAAGACAUGGCUCGUGAGAAUCAAGACAAGAAAAUCGACACAGUUUUGUUCUUUGAUGAGGCCAACACCACUGAGGCACUGAGCAUGAUUAAGGAGGUGAUGGUAGACAGAAGGAUUCGUGGACGAACCAUAGGACGGGGUCUUAAGAGACUGCAGUUUAUUGCUGCAUGUAAUCCAUACCGAAGGUGAUGUACAAAGAAUUUUAUUCCCAGCAAAGUAAAAUUCAUCGAAGAAUCUUUUUGUGACUUGACACGUGAUUUGUCUAUGUUCCCCUAAUUGUCUGCCUUUGAUUCAAUUCGGAUGUAUACAAUGCCUGGCCUGUCCUGGCCUAAUCCGGCUGCUCUGUGCCUAUUCAUAGGCACAUAAAGCGUGUCGAAGCUGGGCCUCAGUUGCCUCUGCUUAUUUUCCACAAACUAUAAAGAAAGACAUACAAAGGUGUAUCAAUUCUUUUUAGAAUUCCAACUGUGUAGAGAAACAAUUUCGCUGAUUCUUGGUGCAUGACCUUGUUUAUAGGCACACGGACGAUAUGAUUCACAAGCUGGAGUCAGCAGGGCUUGGUUACCACGUAAAAACGGAUGAGUCAGAUGAUCGUCUCGGUAUGAAUUCAAGUUCUUCGUAGCUCUUUUCUGGCUCAGUAAUCGGUAGAUACUUAGGGGCGCUGCCAUUCAGUUUGUUGAAAACAUGAACGGUUUAUGGGUUCACCUUGCAGGCAUGCCACGUUAGUACAUCUACGAAAAACACGGAAUUUGCCAUCUCUUAAUAUGUCCAAAUUUAAUUUGGAAAUUCGUCCACGGUGUCAGGUCUGCGUGCCUACCAAACGUAAGGAGCUUUGUUUUUUUCCACAGGACAUAUCCCGUUACGUCAUCUGGUUUAUCGCGUGCAUGCCCUUCCAGGGAGUAUGCGCCCUCUGAUUUGGGAUUUUGGUCAGCUGAAUCAGCAAGUGGAAAGCCUUUACACAAAUCAGAUUGUCAGUCGUUAUGUGAGUACUUGGAAGGUGCUAUUAUUAUUAAGGGAUCAACUAGUGUUUUACCAAAAGCUUACUGGUUAAAUUGUUUUUACAAUACGGCAUAUGUCGCACGAAAAAUCUCUUCCCGGCUGAAACUAAUUAGAUUUAAUGUUAUAUUUUCAUGAUCUUAAACCACAAAUUGCUUAUUGAAAAAGAACAAAAUCCAUUAUUUUUCUUCAACAAGGCCGAUCAACGCCUUUAACAAUAUUUGGAUCACACUUGAUGUUGGAUUUUCGAGAGUAUUUGCAAGUUGUUCAUACUGAAAAAGAAGCCAGAUGAUACAAUAAUCAAUUAUGGAUUUAAGCUCGGUUCGUCCAUUAUUUAGUGUGAUGUUUGCUGAGACCAACUCAGAUCACGCACGUUUACAACAAUCCGUUGAUUCCCAGUCUUUUACAUAAGUUGUUUGUGUCAGUUGAAUAUUUUACCCUUUUUCGUCAUAUGUCAACUCGCAACUGAACAGCCUUUAUAAAUUAGGAUUGACCGAUAUGAAAAUGACCUUGAAUGUAGCAGCGGCUAAAGUUUGUUUAAAUACGUGAUCCUUAAUUAUUGUAGAUUCUGCACGAGCGUCAGUUGCCUGGUGAAUCAUCGACUGUCCAGGCAGUGGCAGCAGUUUUAGCGGCAUCGCAGAAGUACAUGAGAGACCAGUCGGUAAGUUGCAAGAUUUCAUUUCCAAAAUCCUGUUUCGUAAGUUAUUGUUGUACGAAAUGGGUGCAAAACGCAAGGCGCAAGGCGCAAGGCGCAAGGCGCAGUGUUUUCAGUGAUAUCCAGCCACGGGAAUGUGGGUUGACGUCUCGUGGUGUCUGGAUAGCGCAUAAGACAUAUUUUCCAGUGCUACAUACAACUUGUAGUCUGCUACACAGCCGUUCUUUGUGUCGUCAGGCAACUGGAGGAGGGUUGCGUGACGACACAAGGAACGGCAGAGUUGCAGACUAUUAUAGCUUGUGAAGUGAACAUUCAGGCUAAGAAGCGCAAAAAAAGAGUUCGCAAAACAUUUGUCGCAAUAAGUAUCCGAUUUCCAAACCUUCUUUAUAGUAGCUGUCGCUGUCUGUAGUUUUAUCUACUCUUAUUUUGAAAGUAGUUUUUCAUUUAGUUCUUGCAUAAUAACGAUUGGAUAAAGUGUGAGCAUGCAGCACGUUCCGAACAAUGUUGACUUGAAGUCAACAAUGUUAACUUCAAGGGCACAUCAUGGCUCACUUACUCCAUUUCCAUUGUAGUGGUCCUUUCGGUGGUCGUGUCGAUUUUCUCUACCCAUUAUUCUGCCAGUCAUGAAAUUCGGGGACCUGCUUUUAAACGAGGACCAUGCUUAGCCUAUUAUAUUGGAUGGAGAAGACAGUGUUUCUAGACAGUAAUUACCAGACAAUAAUUAGUCAAUAGCAAGAUCUUACCAAGUAGUAACAUUCUUUUAUCAUCGAAAGGAUGAAUGCAGCUUUGUUAGUCUACGUGACGUGGAGAGGGCCAUGCAGGUAAUGGUGUGGUUUUAUACACACGUGGAUACUCUUGGAAGAUUAAUGAAGAUAGUGAUAACUGAACAGAGAAGAGAAGAAGGCGAAGAAGUGGAUGACGAUGAGGAAGAAGAGGUAAUUAUGGCGUGUCUACUUGAUAGCUCAACUCACGUGAUUGGCUAUAUAUAUUUGGAAAUUUCUAUAUGUUUUGUUUCGAUUAAAAACUUUUUAGCCCCGAGGUUCUCGAAAUCAUUUUGAAUGAACCAUAAAUUUGCAAGAAAUGGCAUAAAAUUUUCAAUGAAAUUUUUGGGUUUAAGUUACAUGACCGUUUUGCGUUUUCCUUGGUCUGUUUGAAUGAAUCGCGUUUUUUCUGGUCUAGUUAGAAAAAUCCUCUUUCCCUCUUCAAGUUGGGGUGUCAAAACUGUCAAUGAUCGUUUAAAAUAGCUGAUGUCAGACGUUAUGCAAGAGAUGUGGGUUUGAGCAGUAGAGAUGUGAUACCUUGAAAGUGAUCGAUGCACUCAAUAAGCAUUUUAAGAUAAGGUUGAAGAAAAUUUACUUGCUUAUCUGCAGUUUUAUAAACUGCAUUUACUGAGAAUAUCGGUCAGUGCGUUUAUGGAAAGCAUAAGAUACACUUAGAAUAGCACGGUGCGGUUAGGUCUGUAAUCUUCGUGAUGGGAGUUAUAGAAAAGCAAAGUGAACCUUGGUGAUUGUUUUCUUGCAGGAGCCUAUUGACACAAUGACCCGGGCUCUGGUACUCGCCAUUGGCGUCUGUUAUCACGCCAAGCUGCAGGAGAAGCGUCAAGAUUACCGAAAGGUGGUGGCACAGAGCUUCAAAGCUCCGUGUGUACUUCCUGGCGGAGAGAAACAAAUUCUUCGUGAAAUAACAAGGUCUUUAUUUUCCUAAUCAAUAGGACCCUUGGGCCUUUAUCGAAUCGGCCAGAACAGUUUGAUAUCAUUUGAAGGUGGAGAAACAAGUGCAAAUGAGUCAAUGAUCCAGGAAAAAAUCACUCGCUUCGAAUCACUCGCUUUCGUCGCUAGUAACUGCUUUGAUGAAUACACGCAGUGAUUAUAGUGACAAACCUAAACUUAAUUAAAUUCUACCUAUUUCGAGCCUAUUCUUAACCCUAUUUACUAUAUGGUUAGUGCUUAACCCUUUUGCCAUUUAACCACUUUGGCCAUUGUCCAACCCUAAUCGCUUUUGUCUGCGCUGAACCAUAAUCACCGUGGUCAAUGCUUAAGCCUUAUUAUCAUUUCCAGUGCUUUACCCUGACCCUUGUUCAGCCCUUGUCACUAUUGUCAGUAGUUAACCUUUAUCACUAUUUUCAGUUCUUUACCUUGAACUGACUUAUAACUUGGCUGGUAAUUCAUUGACUGAUAAGACUCUUCAAACUCAUCAAAGAAGCUUUCUCUUGAAAGUGACUACUAGGUUUUUAAAUGGAUCCAAUAAUGUUGAAUGACAUUAGACUGAAUUCUAACAUCCAUUUAAACAGAACAUCAUGGUAAAGGAAACUCUUUAAGAAAGCCUGCAGAAAAAUUAUCGAUUUUCUUUAAUUAUCCAAUAACGUUCAAGCUAGUUUAAGCUAUUCUACCAUUUUUGGACGAAGGAACAUGUUGAUGUUUUGUUUAAAUACUGCCGACUUUCUCCAACAUGCUACUGAUCGGGAUAUUGGCGUGAAUAUAAGUAAUUAUCCUUUUUUUAGCUGUCAGCGAGCUGUGCUUAACGAGUUGGAACUCGGCCCUAACAUCGCACGCAAUGCAGCUCUAAGCGAGAAUGUGUUCAUGAUGGUAGUGUGCAUUGAACUCAGGAUUCCGCUGUUUGUAGUUGGAAAACCAGGCAGCUCCAAAUCUUUAGCCAAGACUGUUGUGGCUGAUAACAUGCAAGGCGAUGCCGCCAGAUCGAAGCUGUUCAAGAAUUUUAAGCAGGUGAAAACACAAGCACAUUUUGACAUUCGCACUGAAGCCAUAACUAAUAUUCACGCGUCUGUUAGAUUUUAACCGUUCUAAAGGAGCAAAAAUUGCCACCAAAUAGUCUUAAUGCUCAAAAGGAAUGCAUGUCCAAACCUGAAAGCAGUGAUUUUUGCUCCGUGCUGUGUACUCUGUUAAGCCUGUUAACUCAUAGUAGAUGGUAUUCGAUGCUACUCCUGACAGCAGGUUUUUUUCGUGGUGUAGUUGGCAAAUUUAAAAAAGGCAAAUGCUUUUAUUCGCAGGUCCACAUGGCCUCCUUUCAGUGCAGUCCUCUUUCAACUCCUGAGGGAAUCGUGGCGACCUUUCGCCAAUGUAGCAAGUUACAGGAAGGCAAAAACCUAGAGAGUUUCGUCUCAGUCGUUGUCCUUGAUGAAGUUGGUUUGGCAGAGGACUCUCCUUUAAUGCCUCUGAAAACACUUCAUCCACUGCUGGAGGAUGGCGUAACCUCUUCUGAUAACGUAAUCGAGACGGAUGAAAAACCACAGCGAGUGGCGUUUAUUGGGAUCUCGAACUGGGCCCUGGACCCCGCCAAGAUGAACCGCGGUAUUAUGUUGUCGCGUGGAGUGCCAGACGUUAAAGAGCUGGUAGACAGUGCCUUGUAAGUCAUUUUAGAUUUUCUACCACAAAACUCUAUUAUAUGAUCGCACCUGCCUGUACUCCUCUCGAGAAGUACCAAUAUUAUCAUGAAAAUAGUUAAAGAAGAGGAUGAAUAAGUUUUCCUCUUUGUUCCUUCUUGAAUGCCAAGUCCUUCAACCCCACUCUUAGUCUUUAUCGCUCAAACCUAUUGUUUGAUAUUUGCAGGGGAAUUUGUUCCACAGAUGCACAGGUUAAACUUGCUAUUCAAAUCCUGAUAUCUCCUCUGGCAGAAGGAUAUGCAGAACUUUACAGAGAACAGAAAAAUUUUCCAACGCUACAAAAAUGUGGCAAAGAAGAAUUUUUUGGACUUCGUGACUUUUACAGGUGAGCAGUGGUCAGGCACUAGCUUGUGUAAAUCUCGCGACUGUUGCUGUGCGUAUUUAUUAUUAUUUUUUUGUAUUAUGUCGUAGUCUGAUCAAAAUGGUGUAUGCAAUUGCUGCCAAAUCCGGGCAAAGACCAAUGUGGAGUCAACUUGAACACGCUAUUAGGAGGAACUUUGGUGGGCUGGUUAAAGGCGAGCCAGUGGAAAUAUUCAAACGACACUUUCAGGUCAAAGAUGUAAGUAUAAAAAAAACUGGAACGGAGGAAAGUACUUUUGUGAAAGAUACUUAGUCCUGGGAUCAAACUGAGCGAAACCCACCGGUGUCGACCAUGAGAUGCAUCUGUAACAUCACAAGAAAAAUAUCUUAUCAUCGAGAAAGAAAUCCACAUCCAUUCUUCCACUCUAGCAUACGUUUAACGUACUGGUAUCGGUAUUUGACGUGUUCUUUGGUUUAAAAUUAUCUAUUUUUAUAGCCAUCACUCGACGUUUGGGUUUCAAUUGACGUUUUGUUUUAACAACUUCAUUGGUCUAAAUCUCUCUAAAUAAAACAAUUCUUAGACCAAAAGGUAAGGUGCAAACGAGACCUUAACGGGGGCACCCAACGACAAUUUUCGGAAAAAUAUCUGUUCGGAAGACGAUUUGAGAUCUAGAAUUUUCGGAACAUUUGUUGUAAAAUUUGCUUGCCUGCCUCUCCUAGCAUUUUCGGACAUGGUAUAAUUGCCUAUUUUUAACGGAUUUUUACCCCAAAAAGGUCACCUAUAAUUUUCGGGAGCCUUUUUUCUGGCUAAAAUUUUCGAAAAGGUAAGUUUUGAUCCCUACAAUUUUCGUAUCACUUGACUUUCAGCUAGGAAAUCCGAACAGAUGAAAAAUUUUUAGGGGAUAAAAGUAUGCCUAUAUCUACCGUUUAAAUACUAAAAUACGUUUAACAAUUCUUUGUUUAAGUGGUUUUGAACUAUAUUCUCGUUGGGUGCCCCUGCCUUAAGUCCAGUACAGGGCACCUCCCAACUAAAUAAUUAAAAACCACCCUUAAAAAAUCGUAAGUUAUGCUGAAUGAACUUUUUUGCCAACCACAAUUACCUAAACAAAUGCCUUCUUACGUCGGUGACUGGUUGCUUAGACCUGGCUUUUUCAGUAUGAUACUCGUGAUUAUUUCCCUUCUCUGCUUGUGUAUCAGGAAGAAGAAAACAGAGAGGCACCUACAGCGCUUCGGCUAAUCGAGGCAAGUCUUCAUAGAGAGGAUGUUGCGGACCAAACAAAUUUCAGGUAAUCAUUCCAUGCCCCCUCUCCUUUAGGACCAUGGUCGAGUCCCUUGUUCUGUAAAAAACCUUUCUCAAACUCAGAAGUUAGAGGACCAGGUUGUUUCCAAUACAUCAAAACCCGUUACUUAUUACAGAACGUUAGGUACGAAAAACAGGGCCACUCGCCGUAACUCUGUAGAGAGAAACCAUGUUUUAAGCGAGAUCUAGCACCUUUCAUCUAUGAAACAUAUAAUUAACAAUUAUUCCAUGAGCGCGCGUUGGAUAUGAGUUGGCUAUAACUAUCUCAUAUCCAACAAGCGCGAAUGGAAUAAUUGUUUUAUUAUUUUUUUAAAUUAACUCCAAACGUCUAAUUAUUACAACUAAAUUUUAGUAAAUUUCAUUUUAAAUAUUACAAAACGACCGGAUAUUAAUGUAACUUCCGGUAAACCAAGGGAAAAUCACAUGAAUUGUACGCCGUUUGCGAACUUACUUGAAUGAAUAAUCUGAAAGAGAAGGACGCUAUGCUUAAAUUUUUCUUGACAUGUACUGUUUUCGCUUUCCCUCGCUGUGACUGUGGAAUUUGACGCUGGAUAGGUCGACCUGGUUGCUUCUCAAUUUCGUUUUCUUCCUUCACUGAAUCAGAGCUGCUCAAAGACCCAGCUUCAUUAAUCAAUUUGUUGUUGUUUUGGUUGUUCAAUGGAAGGAUUCACUUGAGGCCCGUUAUAGUUCGGUUAUGGACAUGCGAAAGUGUUAAGAGGUGUAAAACCUCUUCAAACACCCAAAAAACCUGCGAAUGGUUUUGAAAACUUUCUCCUUCACGGACUUGCAAGCCAUUCUGAAAAUUUUUAAGGUAAACUUUGUUGUUGUUGUUACGCAAUCAGCUCGACGUACGGAAGAAGUAAGCUUUUAAUUUCUUUGAAUUUGUAAGGAAACUUCGGAGUACCAUUAAAUAAUAUCAAACCAAAGUAUGUGACUUUUUUGCCGCUGCCGGUAUGGCAUUUUAGGUGUUUUUCUGUUGUUUCGUCGGUAGAAAGCUCGCGAAAUCUACUUUUCUUUCGCCGCUUUGUCCGAGAGAAAUUUUGUUGUUUUCCAUAUAAGGUCAAAUUAAGGUAUAUGAGCUGAUAACCGAGACUGCGUGAGCAAUCAGAAUGCCAGAAAUGCAUUAUCCGCGGUUCAAAAUUUAAUAAUAACUUUUACUAUAUCGUACUUUUAUAAUUGUUAUUAGCGAAAACCGUUACCUGUUGAUCCUGACUGAAAAUUAUGCCGCGCUAAGAAUCAUCCAGCAGCAUCUAUUGAAGACUUCAGAAGACGCAGUGGUGAUCUUUGGGAGUAGCUUUCCAAACGACCAGGAGUAUACUCAGGUAAAAUGAGCAACUGGCACUUAGUUCCAUGCAGCUAUACCCCGGCCGUUUGUUAGAUUGUGUUGUAUAAUCUGAUCGUGAGUUGAUCAGACGAUUUGACCAUCUUAACAAAAUUGAAGAUUUUUCUUUACGUUCAGUACUGUACAGUACCGCAAAUGAUCCCCAAAAUGGACCGCAAAUGAUCCUCGACCGCAAGUGAUCCCCAAAGUCGACCGCAAAUGAUCCCGAAAGAAGAAUAGGAAUGGCUUAGACUCGAGUUAGCGGAUCAUCGUGUCGACUUUAUUAUUAUUACAAAAAGUAUGAUAAACGCUAAAUUUUAGUUCUUAAAUAAAUACAUGAAUAAAAACUAAAUGAAAAAAAAUCAUUCAAGUGUAAAAACGAAGUCGGUAGGCAACCGACGACUUUUACCUCAUGCCAAAAUGCUGCUUGUUCCAAUGAAUUUUUCUUUGGCGGGUAGAUUAUACCUCUGAGGGAAAACGUUUUGUCUGAGCAAAUGUGAUUUUUGCCGCUUAUUUCAUCCUGAGAGGUCAUGACACGCAUUUUCUGCGGUUAUUGUUUUUUCUGGUCGGCAUGAUUUGUCCUUUAUUGCAAGAGCAUUUCCUUUGACCUCUUUUUAAAUGCAAUGCUCUUCAUUGCUGCUAAAUAAGGGUUUUAGGUUGUUAAAUUUUCUUUAAAGUGCGUCAUGGAUCCGAAUAAUUAUAAGCGACUUUCUUUUAGUCUGUGAAUGUGACGGUUCCUACGAUGUUUUGUCACGCGAUAACUACCGCUUGCCUCGCUUUUGCGUUUUUCAUUACCAGGUUUAUAUUCCUUGUAACUGUCUCCAGCAAAGGCACAACAAAUGGAUAUACAUAUAAGCGUCAAUAGAACUAUUCGCAACAUGUUCAUGAGCUGUAAGCAAGUUGCUUUUUCGAAAUAAACCGAAACCUUUGGACAUUGAUAAGUUCGGGGGCAUUUUGACGUGUGUUUAUUUCAAAUCAUGUCUUGUUUCGUAAUGGGCACUCCCAGGCCUGGGGCACUCCUAAGUUACGAACCAAUGUCUUACUGUUUAUCACCUAAAAUUAACACUUCAGAGGAAAAUCAAAACUAAAUAUUCUGAAAAUUAAUUCGACACUUCUAAAAAGAUCAGUAAAGUCAAUAAAGCUCUUGUUGUGUAGAGGGUGCCCGGCUUUGUAUUCCUCAGUAGACAAGUUGAGCUUGGGCGUUAAAAUAAUAGAGUUUUUUCUGCGUAACGUCCUGCCUGUGUUAAAUUUUCAGCGACGAAACAGUUCUUGAAAGAAAAUUGAAGCAAUUGACAAAGGAAGAAGUAUACGGUUGAUAACAUAUCCUUUUCAAAUUUACUCUACUUUUUUUUUUCGCCUUGUAUGAAUUGACCUGAGAUGUAGCGUCCUCCUUCCCUUUUUCUUUAGAAGGCGCUAGAAAAAGGUUCCUUUUUUAUAAUCAGUCCUUUUUUGUAAUCAGUCCCAUAAAAUCCAUUCCAUUCGUCAAGUUUUCACGGGAUCAUUUGCGGUCAACUUUGGGGAUCACUUGCGGUCGAGGAUCAUUUGCGGUCAAUUUUGGGGAUCAUUUGCGGUCUCGGGAUCAUUUGCGGUACUGUACAGUACUUUUUAACCCUUGACCCCCAUUUUUUCGUUUGAGCAAGCAGCAAACGCAGGGCACAACCACCUAUAACCUUUUUUACGUUGACCGACUUUCUAUAUCGAGUCCACUGUGCCAAAAAUUGCUUUUGACAGUCAGAGAGAAUUGCUUGUAGGAACUUUUCCAAAUGCACCAGCAGUUUGUUCAGUUACAGAAUUAUUAAAUUCUUAACGGAAUCUCCAUUGAUUACAUUCUUCGUUCAGAUUUGUCGCAACAUCAACCGGAUCAAAGUUUGCAUGGAGACUGGCCGUACCGUGAUUUUGUUGAAUUUGGAAAGUCUCUAUGAAAGUUUGUAUGAUGCUCUGAAUCAGGUGAGGAUUUUAAUUUCAUUCAGGUUGUUUUUCCCUUGCUCUGGCUACGAUUGUUUUGAACCCUUCUUGAGGUCAGCUAUAAGCCAGGCAGUGCACGAUUUCAUUUCCCUUUACAGAAACGGUUACGAGCCCUGCUAAAUACAGUCACGUUUUUGGUAUUCACUGGUAAUUUGUUAGCUCAUCCAACUUGAAGAUUUAGUUUCAUCUUUACGAGAGGGAGACAGUUAAAGGUCUUCUGAUACGCAUAUUUGUGUAUUUAUGUAUUUAUUUAUUAAUUUCCUUAUUUCUUUUUGUUUUAUUUUGCUGUGAUGGAGGACAGAAGUAUGUUGAUCUAGGGCUUGGUACUCACCGCGUCAAAUGCCGUGUUCAUGAUGAGUUUAGGUAAGAUACUAGAAAUACGUUAUAGCAACAUCCUCGCGAAGCUUUAAAGGAUCAGCAGUGAGAAAAAAGGCAAACAAGCUAAAGGGGAAAAAUGAUAAAAAAUGUAAUAACUUUAAACAUAUGGCUUCGACCGGAUUUGAACCCUCUCUUUUCGAAUCUCCCAUAUGUGAAAUGGCUCCUUGUCCAGUGCGCUACGCAGCCAUUGCAUAAUUGUUUCGUUAAAAUUAUUAUACCUAAAGCAUAUUUGCCUACAGUUGGAAAAAUAGCUUAAAGACAUACGUAAAAGGCCUUUUGCAUCAUUUCGGUCUUAAUUCACUCUCGGGUUCAACGGCGGAUGGAUGUACGGAGCUGAAACCAGUCUUUGAUUUGAUCAAUCAGUAAAAUCGAUCGGCGUGGACAGAACCAAUUCGUAGUUGGUAUGCCUUGGUGUACAAAGGUACAGAUUUUAGGGAAAAGCAAAGUUUUGACGGUAAAAAGCCGAUUAAAAAGUGAAACGCACUUUUGAAUAAAACAUGACAGUGCAUAGCAUUUGCAUUCGCACUUGAAGUAGCGUUGCCUGGCAACCCUAAAAUGCACUCUGACGGCAAAACUGGAUGACGUCAAUUGCGGACACCCAAGAGAUCUAUAUUCGCAACUGGAGUUUCUGCCUCGCUGUGCAAUCAACGCGUGCGACAAAUUUGUAAACCUCCUAAGGCGACGCGCCUUUUGCUUCGCUCGGAACACUAAAUAUAUUCAAAUUUGUUUCGGCUAUUCUUGUUACGCAUUGUGUCAUCGGUAUUGAUUAUCAGCAAGGUUACGGUUUUGAACGAAGCAAGUAUUUUAGGAACGAAACUUGCCUUUUUGCAUGGGAAGUAGAGCUUCAUUUUGCAGUUAGCUUAGUGGCCUGUGAAUUUGCUCUAAAACUUCAACUCAUUGUGUGUCUGACUUUUCCUUUAUUAGUAACAUCACCCAGAGAGGUUUGCAUUCACCUGGUUUCUGUCGAGGUGGAGAAUUUAAGUCGCGGGCCUUUUUCUAGUACAAUUUUUUAAAAUCUUGGUUAAUCAAAGCUGUUGCUUAGCUGGUCUUAAAAGUUGAUGGAUGCGGCCGUAAGGUUUUUUUCCGACCUUCAGCUACUCUUCUAAUACACUUUUUCGCUGCUUCUAUUUUUUAUUAAUUCAAUUGUCAACUCGUCCUCUUUCUUUUGAAGGCUGAUUGUUAUUGCUGAAAAAGACGUUGUUUACAACAAUUUUCCCAUUCCGCUGAUAAACCGUCUGGAGAAACACUUUCUUGUUACGUCAACCAGUCUAACGCCGGAGCAGAUAGAGUUGGUGGAGAAAUUGCGCAUCUGGGCCAAUGACUUUGCUGAAGUUUCGGGGCCGACUAAGCGUAGGAGGUGAGAAGAUCGUGUACCUUGGUACCCCCACAUUGGUAAUUAUAUGGCGCACAACCCAUUUUCUUGCAGCAACAUUGCCACAAAUUGACAGUAUCAUGUUAGGCGUUAUUGUGAAGUAGCUUGCUAUCCACUUUGAUCCAUUUUCAGAAUUAAAUUCCACCCAACACUCCAAAAGUAAUUGCAAUACUAUUUUCCUUACAUAAAUUUGCAGGAUUCUAAAUUUCACUAUGAUAAAACCAUGUCAAGUCUGAUUCUUCCUCACUUUCAGGCGUUCAUCAUUAAAUUUUAAGCGAUAUUAUAUUUCGACUAGUGUGAUUGCCCUCUAAAAAGCAAUGCCAGGGGGUCGUCGGGUGUUAAAGGUGACGUCAAUAUCUAGGGCGUACACUACAAGAUUAGGCAUUGACUUUCUUUCAUCCUGUGAUGUAGGGAUUUCACCAUUGGAGAUGCCUUUGUUGGAUAUCACGAGGACACCAUUCCUUCCAUAGUGAUGCAAGUUUGUAAUGAUCUUGCAGACGAGGAUAGCCCUUCACAAGAAGAAGCCGAGGAUCCAUGGGAAGUUAAGGUAAGAUUGCACACUGUGUUCGGGAGCUUUGGAGGCAAAUCUGAUAGCUCUGUUGUUUCACGUUUAUCGCAAGUUUUCAGUCGAUGGGAGCGCGUCGCGUCUAAGACUCAACUGGAUUCUUGCAUUUUUACUCGUAUUGGUGGCCUCCAUUGCUGUUGUAAAGCUUAAGGGUAAAUGUGGAACACUUCCCUAUGUUACGGUGACUUGUUGAGUGAUUUGAUACAUGACGGUCCAUAUAAUUAAGGUGCCUGAAAGAAGGGGAACGUAAAAUCGUUUAGGGUCGAGCCUGAAUUCAUUGAAGCGCAGUCUGUUGAGUAAAAUGGUCGGUUCAGUUGAUUUUGAUUAUUAUUUUUUGAAGGUGGCACGAAGAUGUAAGAAUAUGCUUCUUCAGAUGGCUACACCAGAUGCAAUUGCGCGUCUCCCUGCAUCUGGCUUGAAAGGAGAAGCUACUGAAAUGUGGCAAACGUAUUUUUACGAGCAGCAGCAUUCGAGUCUAGCAGCCUUUAUGCAUCAUGUUCUCACUCUCGAGGAAAAGCGAGAAAAAGGACUCUUUAUUCAAGUAAGAAUCAUGCAAUAAGUCCUAGUAGAUUUCAAGAUGCCUUUUGGACUCAUCUUAAUUUUUCAAUGCCCUGUUUUGGCUUAGGUUACUACUCAUUCGCGACUUCUGUCAAACCAUGACCUGGAUGAUUUAUGUAGCACAACGGGUCUUCGUCGUUCAACUGUGGAUGUUAUGACACUCCAGCAAUUUCAGACUGAACAACAAUUCCGAUCUUUAGUUAGGUAAGAUUCCCUCCCGCCUAUUUCCAGCGUUUCAGUUAAAGCAGUCGAAGCAUUAACGAAGUUAGAGCAAUACAACUGAUUUUUGCUGUAUAUGAAUGACAAAAAAAUGUUGUUUUAACAGUGUUUGCCUUGCUUCUUUACAGAACAUUUUUUGAACACCUUGGCGGAGAUUGCUCGGGUAUUCUGGUAGUGCAGUGUGAUUCAGGAGACGACAAUUUUAAUCUGAUAGCGGGUGCACGGCAUAUUCUAAUGGAAGAAAGCAAGAACGCACCCGAGCUACUUAACCUGCCCACUGUCGCAGCAGUUCAUAUUGUCUUGGUGAUUCAACUGCCCAGAAUUGCCGGUGGAUGCCGCAAUUUUGUCGGUUUCCAAGGUGGAAACUGGAUUUCUACCCAUAUUGAUGAGCUUCGUCCACCCGAAAGGUACACUCCAUCAAUCGAGGAUCUCAUCGACAGACCAAUCAGCAAAUUGUUUGGAGGUGAAAAUGCAGGACCGCUAAACCAACAUGAUGCUACUCGACUGUUAGCUGUGAAGUUCUUGCGAAAUUGCGUCCAAGCAGCAGCUUGUAGAAUCGACGACGAAGGUGGAUCGACUGACCGAUCAACUGAAAGGAUCGAGUUGCUUUUACAUUUGCUUCCUGAGGACUUUGACGGUCGUGAAGGUCAGUUAAACAGUUGAAGGGACAGAUCUGUUUGGUGCUGCAGAUUUUGUGAUGUCUCUUAGUCCAAACGUAUUUUACUUGGAAAAAAACGUGAUCUCGGGAUUACUUCUUAUUUUUUGAUAUGUAGCCGGAUUCCCCACCAAAUGUGACAUACCAUAAACCGGGAAUCUCUGGUUAACCUUUUGUUUGUCAAUAUUUGUAUCAUUUGCCUAAAUUAUAUAUAAGUUAAGCGGGUUAGAGCCACAGUAGGGCAGUAGCUAAGUUGACCCGAAAAACUUCCCUAAAAGAGUGUGGCUAACGCAAGAAAUUCUUGCCCUUUUUCGUGCCUUACGUAAGCCAGUGGUGAUUAAAAACGUAGAAUUAUUAAGACGAUAAAUCAAAGCAAUUUGAGUGUUUUUAGAAGAUGGAGAAAAAAAAUCAUGGUGUCAUUCACGAAUACUUAUUAAUAUGGGCAAUAUAUUUUAGACGCACGAGUACUGAGUAUAUCAUCAGAUUGCUUUUGAUAUGUAUCGUCAUUAUUUUCCUUUUUUACAGAAAGGUGUACAUUUGCCAGCGUCCUCGUGCAAAGAACGUUCUAUCUUCUUGAGGAAAGAGAAAGCACUGCUUACAAUACUCACGGGUGGCUUCACUCCGAAGCUCUGUCAGGAACAGGUGUACAAGAGUGGGGUACCUUCAGAAAGGCUCUUUUGAAAAGAAUCUACUCAGCGGUUGUUCCCAUCCUUGCUGAGAUCAUUGCAUUUGCAGACAGAGACAGAAAUUUGGACUUAAUGAAGGGCGGCAAUAUUUGGGUUUCUACGCUGUGGCUGAAGAUCAUGGUAGACCCUAAAAUUUCAGAGCUUAGUUAUAGCAAGAUGAUCUCGCCUGUUACAAAUUCAGUUCGAGAACGUGUGCAGGUCAUCGGAUCUGGUGCCGGAGGCCACAGUUUUCAGUGCCUAUUUCCUUUUUCAUUUAUUGUGAACCAGCGCGUCGACAAAAUGUUAAAGGACGCUUUUAGCGUUACAGGUAAUUCCCAACUUUGCACCCUACGAGCGAUAAAUUAUUCAAGUGUCCCUUUGAUAGCUUUUCCUCGCUUAACAAAAAAUGUUCCAUUACAGUUAAUUGUCUUUAAAAUUGUCUUUAAUCUUAUUCAUAGCACUGCAAUGCAUGAGUUAUUUGUUUCUCACUGCCGGGAUUUACGUUAUCACUAUACACGGGAGCUUCUGGAAUUGAACCUUGCUAUUGAUUUCACUAACAAAUAUACUCUCAGCCCAAGAAUUGCGUAGAUGUUUCGCCAUAGCAUCAGCGCGAUUUCACUCUCGUGUUUCAGCCCAGUCUAGUGCUACUUUGGUGGAAGCUUUACGAGAUCUGAUCGACAGCUCAGAAUUGGGACCUCUUCUCCGUGAACUACCCCGCGAACACUUGCCAUCAUUGCAAUACCUGACAGAUUUUGUCCACAUGGUAUACAAGUCCUCAAGCGAAAGUGAACACCAGGUUUCCUCCUUAUUCUUAUUUCUGUUGUUAAAAAUGUGAUUACUUUUAGAAACAGUCCCCAGCGCGGAAGGCAUGAAGAAUAGCAGGUUUUCAUCAAGAAUCGAAGCUGGCUAUACACUUUGUUGGGUUGUCUAUGUUUUGUAGUUAUGAAUCCAUGAAGCAUUUACCAAUUAUGGUGGUCACCGACUUGUCUCAAGAAAGUUAUAAAUCUGUUUUUGUUUAUUUAUUUAUUUAUUAUUUUUCAAGUUAUCUGCUAGGAACGAGGUCUUAGUAGGUGCGUUUGAUAUAGAGCCAUGGUCAGUGAUACCUGUUCUUUAUUAUUUCAGCUUGUCUGUGAAGCUAUUCUCUCUUCAGCAAGAGAACUUGGUGUUGAGGAAGAUGAAAUGAUUGACAUAGCACUUGUUCAUGUGGCAUAUAGCAGAAUCCAGUCUCGACUGAGAUGCUUUUCAAAACUUGUUCAAGCCAAACCCGAGGUUGUCGAAAAGCUUAAAGAAGUAUUCCGGGGGAAACAAGCUGAAGUUGUAAGUUGAUUAGUUCGACUUUCUAUAAGACCUUUGCUUUCCGUUGCCGAGUUGGGUGACGAGGACGUUAAAAACAAUUUAUUGUGUAAGCAAAAUAACAGCUCUGAACGUGAAUCACAUUUUUUGAUUUGUUUCUUUGCCUUCCGCGGUUCCACUACGAUGUGAAACGUCCUAAUCGAACGUUGUAUAAGAUCAGUAUGGACACUGGUAUUCCUUUGUGUAGCCAUGAUGAAUCAUGAGUUUUGGAUUGACAUGUUCAAAAUUCAUCUUGGCCGUGGCCGAAGGUGAUAAUAAGCACCACGCUUACGUCAAACGCAAAACGCGAAUUUGUACCACGUGACCAAGUUUCCCCUUUAGUUGUCGUUUGCUAUUCAUUAUUUCUACAAAUAAAUUAGUAGUUUCACGGGAUUCUUUUUUUCCAUAAGAUUUGUUUUGGGCUGUUUUCUAUUUUAAGAAAUUGUCAACUUGAAUUUGCCGUUUGCCGUUUGCCGUUUGCCGUAUACGUGAAGCUUAAAAUCUUUAAUUAUGGGAUAUUAGGGAACUUAAGAUCCAGACGUUUUCGGGAAGACGGCGACCAGACUAGCAGAGCAAGGCCUGAAACAGAGGUAGCCGUCGCUUCCCUCCAAAAUGCGAACAUUAAGAUCGCAGUAAACUCAGGAGGACGGCGCCUUAGAAGACUAUCGAGGAGGAAAAUGUGGCUUCACAUAAAGAAUUAAGAGAAUUAAUGCUUAUUUGCUUGCGUGCAACAACAAUAACAACGACAACAACAACUUUAUUUCAGUAUUCCCACGUUAGUACGUGGUAUUACCUACUAUUCUGAAAAAUUUUCAAUACAUAUGUUUCAUUUAUACGAUACUCUAACGAAAAAAGUGAGCUAAAAAUACACACUUAAAAUAUCGGAGUUCAUACUUUUGUCUGGAUACUUACUCACUUCGCUCGUAGGACAAUUUUGUCCAUGUAAAGCUCACUUACGGUUUGCUCUUUGCCAUAUUGGAUCAGACUGGAUCUUGACUCAGACGUGAAACAUAGAAACAUUAUAAAGAUGUAAGUUUAGAUAACAGAGCUUGGAAAUCGAGCUUGAAAUGUGACUCAAAGAAAACAAGGACAAUUUAAGAGCAAUAAACUGCAAAAUUCUGGUUGCUAAACGCAACAAACCUGAUUGAAAUGAAAGUUAAAUACCCAUGUUCUCGUCACAACUCCAAACAGACCAGUUUCACGUCGCCGACGGGAGCACGACGACAAUGUGGUGAGCAAGAGCAUGGGCGAUAUUGCACAAAUCAUGACGUCACGUCCGGUUGAAGUUCCCGUCGCCCCGAAAACGUCUCCAUCUUAAAUUCCCUAUUACUAAGAAGGGAACGGGAAACGGGAAACGAGCACGGAAAAUAAAAACAACAACAACAACAAAAAAAAAAGACGGAAAAAAUUUAACUUUAACCCUAAUCCUAUCAGCUACUUCAUUGCCAAAUUUUGUUUUGUUCUUUUUGUUGAUUUUCCCCUUUCCCGUUCCACGUUUUAGUAACAUUCCGUCUUACGGAAUACGUGAAUACACGUCAACGAAAUUUCUUUGGUACCUUUUGAACUUUUGAAGAAUUCAACCCUAGGAAAAUUCGCUUACAUUUGGAAAACUGAUCGCGCAUUAGCACAAAUAGACCUUUCCCGCAUUACGCUCCAGUGAGCAAACAUAAAGAAAUGAGGACGACGGGUGGACAAUUUCAUACAAAUCACUGUAUUUUGUCCACCCGAACCUCGAGUUGGUGCUUUUGUUUACAGGAAUACAGGAAAGGUCUAUUCACUUGUCGCAACUGUCAUCGUCGCGGUUGCAACAGCUUCGCACCCCGCAAGAAAAGUACACGCCUGUUAAACGCUAUAACAAGGGUUUUGAUAGUUAUUGUUUAUUAAAUUCAAAAAAGUUGGUUAAGUUCCGCAAAAUGUUUAAGACACCUUAGACUUAAAGUAUUAGCUUGCAACACUGCGUUUUGUUGUAUUAGCUGCUCGACGUCGUCACCUUGCAAGUUUGCCUGGAGGAACUGACUUUAUACGAGGACGUGUUAUCAGGCCAGGAAUCUCGAGGUAACUGGUGUGACAGAGUGCUGUCAAUCAGACCAGCAGUUGAAGAAAUGAUGAGAAAAGAUAAAUUUGGAGCCUUUACAGAAGAAAAUUCAAGCUACGGAAAGAGAGCCACUAUGUUACUUAACUACUGCAGGUAA
Messenger RNA from Porites evermanni, 55240 nucleotides. NCBI's taxonomy places the organism in Eukaryota, Metazoa, Cnidaria, Anthozoa, Scleractinia, Poritidae. The record is from the annotation of a GenBank genome assembly.